CCGGCUGGACGAGAAGUUCGUCCUUUUCACGACGUCUUCACCCGAGAGGUGCUAUUUAUUUAUUUAUUAUUUCUUUCUUUAUUUGGUGGACCGACCAGUGAAAUCAGCCAACAUUGGACUACGGAUACAAGCAGGGAUCCUGGCUGAAGGAGGAGGCUGCUAUCAGCCAUGGGGACGGCCAAGAUGAAACAUCUUUGGCCGUUGGUGGUGUGGAUACUUCUACUUCUGUGUCCAGCCGAGUCCCUCCGAGGAGUGCGGCGCGGACUAAGAAGAGAAGUAUUCUUCCUGAACAUCGAAGACGGCUACUUCGGCUGCCAGGUGAACGAGUCGACGGACGUGUUGCAGCUCCUGCAGCUGUCGAAGCUGUGCGACGACCACAUCGACUGCUAUCAGGGCACGGACGAGCAACGUGACAGAUUAAAGUGUACAAAUGACUGCACGAAGGAAGACGGAACCAGGUGUCUCAACGGCGUCUGCUUGGAUUCCGUCUGCCAUUGCAACGACGGUUUCGGGGGUUGCAAUUGUCAAGUACCAGACGAGAACGAGUGCAAGUACCGACCCUGUGAUAUAUUCGCGCAUUGCACGAAUACUCUCGGUAGUUUUCUAUGUUCCUGUUUCCCUGGCUACCGAGGCGACGGUUUCCACUGCGAAGACAUCAACGAGUGCGACAACCCGGCCUUUGCCUCGAGAUGCGUGGAGAACGCAGAAUGCUGUAAUCUCCCAUCGAGUUUCCUAUGCAAAUGCAAGUCUGGUUAUAUCGGCGAUGGCGAAGUGCACUGCGAAGACGUCAACGAGUGCGCGAUACCCGGUGCGUGCGGCGACAACACCGUUUGCCAUAAUAUUCCCGGAAAUUAUACCUGCGCGUGCCAGGAUGGCUUCACGGGAGACCCGUACGAAAGUUGUAUCGACAUAAACGAAUGCGAAUACGAGGGUGCUUGCGGAAGGGGUGCUCUGUGCGUGAAUUUACCUGGUGCUCACAAGUGCGAGUGUCCUGAAGGAUACAACGGCAACCCCGAGGAAGAAUGCGUGGACAUCGACGAAUGUGUGCGCAGUCCCUGCGGUCGAUCAGCUCAAUGCAUAAACGUACAUGGCAGCUUCCGCUGCUCUUGCCCGGAAGGAAUGAGCGGUGAUCCUUGGAUUGGCUGUCACGAUAUAAACGAGUGCGAGGAGAGUUCACCGUGUGGCGCGGACGCGGAUUGCGUGAACACGGAGGGUAGUUUCGAGUGCAGAUGUCGUGCUGGAUAUCAGAUGGAUUCGACACACGGUUGCAUCGACGUGAACGAGUGCGGUCGGACGGAUGCAUGCGCGGAAAACGCAAGAUGCAUCAACGUGCCGGGAUCGUACAAGUGCAUCUGUCCCCAGGGCUUCAUCGGUCAAGGACUAACACUGUGUGAAAACGUGAACGAAUGCGAGAGAAAUCCUUGCGGCGAGAAUGCCGAGUGCAGCGACACGAUCGGCAGCUUCGUAUGCAGUUGCAAGGAGGACUACACAGGAGAUCCUUUUAAGGGAUGCAGCGAUAUCGACGAAUGCACGGCGUUGGAGAACCCUUGCGGAAAGUACGCCAUUUGCAAGAACACGGAUCCUGGAUACAACUGCGUCUGUCCAACGGGGUACAGUGCCAACCCCAACCCAACAGUAGCGUGUGAACAGACCGAUGUGACUACCCUAUGCAAAUCGAACUUCGACUGCGUGAACAACGCCGAGUGCAUAGAAGGACAAUGCUUCUGCAAAAAUGGAUUCAAGGCAGUGGGUGCCGAGUGUGUGGAUCUCGACGAGUGUCUUUCGAACCCCUGCGGACCUGCUUCCAUCUGCAGCAACACCAGGGGAAGCUACCACUGCGAGUGCGAGUCUGGUUUCGUUGGAACUCCACCGCACAUACCCUGCAAAGCACCUUGCGACGAAGUAACUUGCGGAGACCAUGCGUACUGCAAGGCUGAUGGUCAUGAAGCGUACUGUAUUUGUGAGGAUGGCUGGACAUUCAAUCCGAACGAUAUUGCAGCUGGCUGCGUUGAUAUAAAUGAAUGUGACGCCGUAAAUGGUCCUUCUGGCCGUUGUGGAAGAAACGCGAUCUGCACCAACACUCUGGGUGGCUUUAGUUGCCAGUGUAAACCAGGGUUCUCAGGAAAUGCCUUCAAACAAUGCCUGGACGUAGAUGAGUGUAGUAGACACGACGCCUGUGGUCAUGGAGCUACCUGCACGAAUACGGAAGGUUCCUACACAUGCACCUGUCCAGAGGGUACGAUACCUGAUCCUGAUCCUUACAUCAAGUGUGUUGGUAUAGUCACUUGUGAAGCUGACGGUGAUUGCCCUGGAAAUGCCAUUUGCGACCCGCAGAAACGGUGUCUGUGUCCGGAGCCCAAUGUUGGAAACGACUGCAGACAUCCUUGCGAGGACUUGACCUGUGGACCAAAUGCACAUUGCAUGCUAUCCAACGACGUGGCCACCUGCCUCUGCCGCAGCGGCUACACCGGAAAGCCUGGAGUUAAGGGUGGUUGCAGAGACAUCGACGAGUGCGCGAUCAACCCGUGCCCUCAGGGAGCGAUCUGUAACAACGAGCCUGGUUCCUUCUCCUGCCAGUGUCCUAGUGGCACCACAGGGGAUCCUUACAGCGGUGGUUGCCAGGAGUCGAAGGCUCCUCACGUUUGUGGACCCAGCACCCCGUGUCCGGCUGGGGAACAGUGCAUCAAGGACGAAUUUGUGGGCAGCAGUGUGUGUAUUUGUCAGAGGGGAUACACCCGGGACCAUGAAUCCGGUAAAUGCAGGGACAUCAACGAGUGUAUGGAGCUCAGGGAGAAACCUGCUUGCGGGGUUAACGCCAUUUGCAAGAAUCUUCCUGGCAGCUACGAGUGUCAGUGCCCACCUGGGUUCAACGGCAAUCCUUUCUCUCUCUGCGAAGAAUGUAACAGCAUUGAAUGUCAAUGUCAACCUCCGUACAAGAUCGUGAACGGAAAGUGCAUGUUGGCUGGGUGCUCCAAGGGCGAAAAGUGCCCCAGCGGUGCUGAGUGCAUAACAAUUGCCGGCGGAGUUAGCUACUGUGCCUGUCCUAAAGGAUACACCACCAAAAUUGACGGCUCCUGCGAGGACAUAAACGAGUGCAUCGUUGGACACCAGGUUUGUGGCUACGGAGCCGAGUGUAUAAACUUGCCAGGUUCCUAUCAGUGUGCCUGUCCACACGGUUAUGGUGGAGACCCAUACAACGGUCUCUGCUCCCCAGCGCAAAAGAGAUGCACAAACGACAACGAGUGCAAAGCUAACGAGAAGUGUGUGCAGCCUGGUGAAUGCGUUUGUCCACCACCGUUUUACUCCGACCCUCUCGAUGGCAAUCUUUGUAAAAACCCUUGCGACCGUUUCCCAUGUGGUAUCAACGCCAAGUGUACACCGAGCGACCCACCGAGGUGCAUGUGCGAGGCUGGCUACGAAGGAGAUCCUCAACACGGGUGCAUCGAUGUGAACGAAUGCGCGAAUAAUCCUUGUGGACACGGUGCUUACUGCAUCAACACCAAGGGUGAUCAUAUAUGCGAGUGUCCGAAGGGAACUGUGGGUGAUCCUUACGGUGCUGGUUGUACGGGAGUUGCUAUUGCGAAGAACGAGUGCUCUUCUAACGACGACUGUGAUAAUAUCUUCGCUUGCGUGAGCGGACGGUGCGUGAACCCCUGUGACAACAUACCUUGUGGUCCGAACGCGUAUUGUGAACCCGACAAGCAUGCUGCUUGGUGUCGGUGCGUGAUCGGAUUCGUGGAGGGCAAAAACAACGAAUGUGUUUCGCAAUGUGAUGGCUUCGUCUGUGGUGCGGGAGCCCAGUGCAUCGUCAGCUACAGCGGACCAACUUGCAAGUGCAUCGAAGGUUUCAUGGGUAAUCCAUUCCCUGGAGGUCAGUGCCAACCGGACGUCUGUUCACCGGAAGUUCCCUGUGCGGAGCCAAGCGUGUGCAUAAGCGGAAGGUGCAAGCGUCGCUGCGAAGGCGUAGUCUGUGGCGUUGGUGCCUCUUGCGACCCAGCUACGAACAAGUGUGUGUGCAACCCGUACUUCAUUGGAAAUCCUGACCUCCUCUGCAUGCCACCGAUCAAUCCUGCUAUCUGUGAUCCUGGAUGCGGUACCAACGCCCACUGCGAGUAUACUCUGCAGGAAGCCAAGUGUGUCUGUAAUCCUGGCACGAGUGGAAAUCCUUAUCACGGUUGUGGCGUGCAACAGAAGUCCGAUUGCUCUACCGCAUUGUGCGGCAAAGACGCACACUGUAACGCUGGACCUAACGCUGUCGAGUGUUUGUGUCCUCCUGGUUACGCGGGCAACCCUUACAUUCAGUGUCAUGACAUCAACGAGUGCAACGGAAACGCCUGCGGAAACAACGCGGUAUGCAUCAAUACGAUUGGCAGCUACGACUGUCGCUGCAAAGAGGGCUUCUUCGGCAACCCCUUCAUCGGCUGUCAGCAGGUGCAAGUGGGACCCUGCACCGAUCCUUCAACCUGCAUCUGCAGCGACACUGUACUCUGUCCCUUCGACUACAGCUGUGUGGCUGGCAAGUGCAUAAAUAAAUGCAGCGACGUGAAAUGCGGUCCCAGGUCCGUCUGUCAGGAUGGAGCCUGCCUGUGUCCUCCAGGUUACAGCGGCAACCCUAACGACCUCACCAAAGGCUGCCACCUUCACGGCCACUGCUCUAACGACCUCGAUUGCGAACCGCAGCAAAUCUGUUUCCAAGUUGGCAAGGGUGUUCGAAAGUGCGUCGACGCGUGCAGUAAGCUGCAGUGCGGUCCGAACGCGUUGUGCAUCACUCAGAAUCACGUGUCCUCGUGUCUGUGCAUCGACGGGUACCAGGGUAACCCCAGCAACCUGGUGGAAGGCUGCCAGCCGUCCAAGUCGGUCAUAACACCCGGAUGUAACCACGAUUCCGACUGCCAGGAGGGUUCCUUCUGCAUCGAUUUGGACAGUGGUGCUCGCGAGUGCGUGAAUCCGUGCAGCAAGGUGGUCUGCGGUGCCCACCAGAAGUGCGAGCCAGAUAUAAUCCCCGGUCAUGCCACUUGCAAAUGUCAGGACGGAUACGAGUGGAACCCCAUAUUGUCCUCCUGCGAGAAACCAUCGGUUCCCGACUGCAUUUCGGACGACGACUGCCACUCGACGGAAGCCUGUAGACCGGAUGCUCUGGGUGUGUUGAAGUGUGUCUCCGUGUGUCGUAGUUUCACCUGCGCGAUCAACUCUCAGUGCGUGGCCGAACGACAUCGCGGUCGCUGCGACUGUCUACCAGGAUUCGUAGGCAAUCCAAACGAUCGCCAGGGUUGUCAUACUCCUAGAAAGGAUCAUUGCUCUACCGACAGCGAGUGUCCGGAGGACCAGACUUGCAGGAGCACGGAGGAAGGUCUGCUGAUCUGUCAGCCGGUAUGCAACUUCGUCACCUGCGGUCCUAACGCUCUCUGCGUGGUCCACAAUCACGUUGCCAACUGUGAAUGUCCACCUGGACUCUACGCCGGCGAUCCCAACGACGUGGUGAAAGGAUGUCGCACGGUUCCUUGCGUCUACAACAUCGACUGCCCACCUACUCAGCUCUGCAACAGGCUGACACACACUUGUUACGAUGCUUGCGACGAAAACGCUUGCGGAGUAAACGCUGUCUGCAUCGCGGACGACCACAGAGCUAUCUGCCAAUGUCCGCCUGGGCUUAGACCGAACCCAGUGCCCGACGUAGAGUGCGUUGCCCUCGAAGCUUGUCAUCCAAAUCCCUGCCACGAGUCGGCCCUCUGCGUUCCAGGACCCUCCAGCAACCCCAUCUGUCAGUGUCCACCUAAUUUCGUAGGCGAUCCCUACGGCGAAGGCUGUCAACCCGAAGGAUACUGCGCUAGCGCCAAGGACUGUCCUGUGCACUCCAUCUGCCACAACCAUCGUUGCGUCAAUCCUUGCGAAGAUGCCUGCGGACCUAAUUCCAUCUGCGAAGUUAUCAAUGGACAACCAACUUGCAAGUGUAUACACAGGUUUGUUCCGUCGUCGAAAGGACCGCAAGAUGGAUGUGUACGCGUGAAGAAUUAUUGUACCGUUGAUGCUGAUUGUGAUGAAAGCGUGUGCCUCGAUGGACAAUGCAUAGCUGUUUGUCGGGCAACUGCUGACUGUUCGACUGGUGAAAAGUGUCUGAACAACAAGUGCAUGAUUCCUUGCGUCACACACAAUCAGUGCCAGAAUGAUCAAGCCUGUGUCAAUGGAGUUUGCAUUCUGGGAUGUCGGAGCAACAAGAACUGUCCCUCCACUGAGUCGUGUAUCAACAAUAAGUGUCAAGAUCCAUGUAAAAGGAAAGAUGUCUGUGGUCCAAACGCCAUCUGCAGUUGCACCAACCACGCAACAACCUGUACCUGCCCCCUCGGUUUUCACGGGAACCCCACACCCCAGCAGGGCUGUGUCCGAGUGCCCGGCAUCUGCGACGGUCACCAAGAUUGCCCCAGCCAACACGUGUGUGUCUCCGGAUUCUGUCAGUGUCAGUGCAGCGAGCAGAACAACUGCGCCGAAGGAGAGCGCUGCAAGAGCGGCAUCUGUGUCAAAGUGUGCUACAGCGACAGCAACUGUUUGCCCGGUGAAUUGUGCAUCGACGGAGUGUGCGAAGUGGGCUGCACUUCCGACAACGGCUGCAAGAACAACGAGGUGUGCAUCAACAACAAAUGCAAAUGCAGUCACGGAUUCACCGCUGGACCGGAACAUUGCCUGGAUGUGAACGAAUGCGAGGAUCAACCGUGUCAUUCCAGUGCGGAGUGCGUUAAUCUUCAGGGAUCUUACCGCUGCGUCUGCCCGCUGGGCACCGCUGGUGAUCCUGUGGGAUCGGGAUGCGUGAUUCCUCAUCAGUGCACGGUGAACGCUGAUUGUCCAGAUUCGCAGGCUUGCGUCCAACAUAAUUGCACAGAUCCAUGUUCUUUGGUUGACUGUGGACCCAAUACUGUUUGCUCCGUGCUGGAUCACACUGCUGCCUGCCAGUGUCAACCUGGGUACAUAGGUGACUCGGCUGGGUGCUUCAAAGUGGAGUGUCUCUCCAACACUGACUGUCCCACGGACAAAUACUGCAAUCAGGAUACUAACAAAUGCAGCAGUCCUUGUAACCAGGUGGACUGUGGAUACGGUAAUUGUGUGGCGUACGAUCACACUGGAAAGUGUAAGUGCUAUCCUGGAUUUGUCCUGGCAGGCGAUAUCUGCGUUGACGUUAACGAAUGCUUGAAAAACCCUUGCCAUCCUUCUGCAGUUUGCCAGAAUUCAGAGGGAUCGUACGAAUGUGUCUGUCCACACGGUCUAGUAGGAGAUCCCUUCAAGUCCGGCUGCAAGCAACCUGGAGCUUGCUUCACGGACUCCGACUGUCCAAAUUCCGCAGCCUGCAUCGAUAACAGAUGCACGAAUCCUUGCGACGUUUCGACUACCUGUGGCAGGAACGCGGAGUGCUUCGUGCAGGAUCACGUUCCCCUCUGCAAAUGUCCUGGCCAAACCACUGGAAAUCCUGCUUUGGAAUGCGUUCACCUGGAGUGCAACUACCACAGCGACUGCAGUCCUUCGGACGCAUGUUUCAAUCACAAGUGCGUCGAUCCUUGUUCUCUGUCGAACGUCUGUGGCCAAGGAGCGGAUUGUUCACCGUUAAACCACAGUGCUGUGUGCACGUGCCAGCCAGGUGGUACCGGUGACCCAAAUCUGGGUUGUACACCUGUUCAGUACUGUAAAUCGGAUUCUCAGUGUGCAACGGGAUCGGCAUGCAACGGUGGAAUAUGUACAGCACUCUGCGGUAGCACAAGGGACUGCAUCGGCGACCAGCUCUGCAUCAACGGUCUCUGUCAGCCUACCUGCAAAAGCAAUUCCAGCUGUCCGGAGUAUCAGUACUGUCACAACAGCAUCUGCGUACAAGAACUGCGAUGCACAUCAGACGAUGAUUGUUCCGACGAUGAGCGAUGUAUUAAGAACAACAUUGGACAAGCAGAGUGUCAGAAAUCGUGCGAUUUGGUCCUCUGCGGACGCAACGCCGAGUGCAGAGCCAACGACCACGUGGCAGUGUGUUCCUGCAAGAAUGGAUUCUUUGGAAACGCCAAAGACGACAAGAUCGGUUGUCAGCCCAUCGAGUGCGAGAUCAAUGAUGACUGCAGUGGAGAGAAGAUCUGCGAUACUCACAAGUGCAGGAUUGCGUGCUUGGCCCACAAUCCUUGCGGCGUUAAUGCUAUUUGCACGGCGGAGAGACAUGUUCAGAUUUGCACGUGUCAACCGGGAUACACCGGUGAACCAACUCAUGGCUGCCAGCUGAUCGAUUACUGUCUGAACGAACCGUGUGGCCCUGGAGCGAUAUGCGAGAACUCCAGAGGCUCCUACAAGUGUCACUGCCAACAAGGCAUGGUUGGCGAUCCGUACAACAGUGGCUGUCAACCACCAGUCGAGUGUCUGCACGACGACGAUUGUCCACUGACCGCCAAGUGCAUAAACGUCAACAACAUACCAAAGUGUUUCGAUGUUUGCUCGCGUACACAAUGUGGCCCGAACGCAGACUGCGUGGCUGCUAAUCACGCAGCAGCCUGCCAGUGUCGAUCCGAUUACGAGGGUGAUCCUAACAAUUUAAGUAUAGGCUGUCGGCCCAAACCGGUCGUUUGCUCGUCAGCCACUGAUUGCUCGACCAAUACUUAUUGUUACGAAGGAAUCUGCCGACCGUUCUGCCAAUCCGACGAGGAAUGCAAUCUAUCUGACGUGUGCCAGAACGGACAGUGUCUCGAUCCUUGCGACAUGAGAGCCGCGUGCGGAAUUAACGCGGAGUGCAAUGUGAAGAGUCAUAUCAAACAGUGCAGCUGUGCUCCGGGAUUCACUGGGAACUCGGAGCUGGAGUGUGUGAGAUUGCCCGUGUCCUGCAGAGACACCAACGACUGCAACGAAGGCAACACAUGCCGCGACAACGUGUGUCUCCCAAUCUGCACCAGCGACAACGAGUGCGCGUUCAACGAGAAAUGCGUCCGCGGCAACUGCCUGCUAACCUGCCGACUCGACAACGACUGUUUCCUGGGUCACAUAUGUCUGCACAACAUGUGUACAUUCGGCUGCCGCGCCGACGAGGACUGCAACGCGAACGAAGCCUGCAUCACCAACAAAUGCACCAACCCUUGCGAGGCAACUCCGUGUGGACCCAACGCCAAGUGCACGGUGUUCAAUCAACGAGCCACUUGUUCGUGUCCCGCGGGUUUCAUACCGAACCCAACCGCGAAAGUGGCUUGUUUGAGAUCACCUGGACCUGCCUGUCAGGCGAACAGAGACUGUGCGACGGGAACAGCGUGCAUCGGAGGAGUUUGCACACCUGUGUGCUCUACGGACUUGAAUUGUCUCAGCAACGAACGCUGCGACCCCUCGGGCAUCUGUAAAUCGUUGUGCAGGAGGGACGAGGAUUGCAGGAGCGGAGAGAUUUGCGAGGGACUUGUUUGCGUGAUUGGAUGUCGGUCCGAUGUGGAAUGCCAGGAAAAUUUCGCUUGCAUAAACAACCAGUGUCAGGAUCCUUGUUCGCUCUCCAACGCCUGCGGAGUGAACGCUCAGUGUUCGGUCGUGAAUCACCGGAAAUUAUGCGCGUGUCCCGCACCGCUUGUUGGCGAUCCCGUAAUUGGAUGUAAACAGGCGUUCCUUCCUUGCAACACGGAAUUGGAAUGCGCGACUGGCCAAACUUGUUAUGGAAGAUCCUGUUACGCCACUUGCAGAAGCGAUGCUAAUUGCCUGAGCGACGAACGAUGCGACGCUGGAAUUUGCAAGGCUAUCUGCAACAGCGAUGAUCAUUGCGCGGCGAAUCAGAUCUGCCAGAACAGGUUGUGCGACAUUGGAUGCCGCAGCGACAACUCUUGCCCUAACGACGAAUCUUGCGUUAACAACAAAUGCAAAAAUCCAUGCGAGGGUGGCAAGGCUUGCGGAGAGUGCGCAGGGUGUCGGGUGGUGAACCACGUGGCACAAUGCAGUUGUCCAGCUAACUAUUACGGAAACGCGUUAAUCAGCUGUGCUAAGUCCAUGAUUCCUUGCGAUGGCUCUUGCGAGUGUGACGAGAUCGGUUUCUGCACGACGAGCUGCUCCUUGCAGGAUCAGUGCUCCUGCGGCGAAGUUUGUCAUUCCGGAAAAUGUCGCAUCAAGUGUGACAUCAAUAAUUACUGCCCGAAGGGUUACGUUUGCGACGGAGGAUUAUGUCUGGUCGGCUGUCGCACUCAUUCCGACUGUCCAUCAUCUUUAUCCUGCGUGAACGGCCAGUGCGAGGACCCGUGUUCCGCCAACGGAUCUCCCUGCGGCAUCAACGCCCUUUGCCGUGUGUCAAAUCACCGUGCAGUGUGCCUCUGCCCAGAAGGUUUCCAGGGAGAACCCAGUCAGGAAUGCUACCAGCUGGAAUGUCACCGGGACGACGACUGCGAGGCGAACAAACGCUGCAGCGAGGAUGGAGUUUGCACGAAUCCUUGUCUGCAACACGGUGUUUGUGGAUUCAACGCUCAGUGCAGGGUAGUCAACAGAAAGGCCCAGUGUUCGUGUCCACCUGGACACUACGGAAACCCUAAGAUCAACUGCAAGAAAGGAGGAGACGAGUGUCUGAGGAGACCUUGCGGAGUGAACGCGAAAUGCAGAGAGACUUUGAAUGGAUUCGAGUGCACUUGCGAUCCUGGAUGCCAUGGCGAUCCUCAUCAGGCUUGUAUCUGUGACGGAGGAGAACUCUGCAAGGACGCUCGUUGCGGGGUCAAUGCUGCUUGUCGCAUUUACAAGAACCAGCCACAGUGUUACUGCCCACCGAACUAUCCGUCUGGCGAUCCGAUGCAAGCUUGUAGCGCAGACAAGAGCUUAGGCGAUUGUCGCACGAACGGUUGCGGCAAGGGUGCAGAGUGCAUCCGAGACGGUGCGAUAUUUGUGUGCAGAUGUCCGCCUGGUACCAGGGGCUCGCCAGACGUUGAGUGCACCACAGAGCGCGAAUGCACCAGUGACCUAGAGUGCCCCAAUGAAAAAGCCUGCAUAAACCUGCAAUGCGUGGACCCGUGUGGUCUCCGCGGUGCCUGUGGGAUCAACGCUCUGUGUCGAGUGGUUUUGCACAAGCCACGGUGUUCCUGUCCGCAGUGUUAUAUCGGUAUGCCCCACACGGCCUGUCAUCCAGACCCCAAAUGCGACACGCUCAAUCCCAGACCUACACCGAGCAUCGGUUGCUCGUCGGAUCGCGACUGUCCGGAGAGUUUGUCGUGUCACACGCGAACGGGCGAAUGUCGGGACCCGUGUUUGAGCUCUCGAUACACCUGCGAGGUAAACAAGAGAUGCCAGGUGCGUAACCACCGGCCGAUGUGCGUGUGCAAGUACGGCUUCGUCGUAAACGAGGUCGGCGAACUGACAUGCGCCCCCGACACGUUGACAUGCACCAGGGACUUCGACUGUCCGUCGAACGCCGCGUGCGUGAAUGGGAAAUGCCAGAAUCCGUGUAACGUCAGAAAGAAAAAGCCCUGCCCGGCUGAUAAAACCUGCGAUGUCCUGGACCACCGUCCUGUCUGCAUUUGCACUCAAAAUUGCAAUCCCUCCCUCUCCAUUUGCCUGCGAGACAGUGGCUGCUCUCCAGACUUGGCGUGCCGCAACUAUCGCUGCGUGGACCCAUGCAGAAACUCCACCUGUCCGGCUGAUGCCCCCUGUUACGUGGAGGAGCACAAGCCUAUCUGCAAGUUCUGUCCCCCCGGCUUUGUGCCAGAUACUAAAUACGGAUGCAUGAAAGAUACCAAAUGUGCAACGCACGACGACUGUCUCUCCCAGCUGGCCUGUAUUAACCAACAGUGUUUGAACCCCUGCACUGUUCACAACCCAUGCGACUUCGUUGAGGUGUGCCAUGUUCAGGAUCAUAGACCUGUUUGCGUGAAAGAUAUAACAAACGAAACAGAUUGUCCUUACUGUCCACCGGGCAUGGAGUGCGACCCAGCGACGUACACGUGCGUCAAAGCGGGUUGCACUAGCCACAAAGAUUGUCCGCUGACAGAGGCGUGCAUUGAGGGCACUUGUCAGGAACCGUGUCUCGUUUGGAACCCGUGUGCCAACAACGCGAUUUGCGUUAACACGAAUCACAAAGCGGACUGCAGUUGCGAGGACGGUUACCACGGAAAUGGUUUCUCCUACUGUGCACCAGAAGACGAAGGCAAGAACAUCUGUCAGUACAACGAGGACUGUCCACCGAGCAAAUAUUGCGACCGCCUGAACAGACAGUGCAUUGAUCCUUGUUUGGAGACCGAUUGCGGUGCUAAUGCUAACUGUUAUCCGGAAAAUCAUCAGGCACAGUGCAGAUGUCAUCCGGGAUAUCAAGGAGACCCUCAUGUUGGUUGCACACAAGGAUCUACGGAUCCCUGCGUACCGAAUCCUUGCGGUUUGGACGCGAUGUGCGAGAACGACAAUGGCAAUCCAAUAUGCUUCUGUCCGAAAGGAUUGACUGGCAAUCCAUUCGAACAGUGCAUUCCAGAGGGUGACCAAUGCCAAGGCAAUCCUUGUGGCGUCAAUUCCGGCUGUCGCGUGGUGGCAGGACAAGUGAGGUGUUUCUGCCUCCCAGGAUACGAAGGGAAUCCACCUCAAUCUCCUUGCGCACUGCCUGUGAAUCCUUGCGAGCCAUCACCAUGUGGACCCAACACUCAAUGUUCAGUCUUGAACAACGGUCUAUCGAAGUGUACCUGCCUACCAGGGUACAUUGAAAGUCCUAACACCAUCAGAGGAUGUGUACCGAAGUCUGAUCAGUGCGAUCCUAAUCCUUGUGGAGCUGGAGCCAGCUGCGACGCGAACAGAGUACCGCCAUGUUAUUGUCCUGCGAAUACUUUUGGAAAUCCGUACCAGAGUUGUACAGUAUCACAGACAGGCGUGCAAGAUCCUUGUUUACUGAUGCCUUGCGGAAAGAACGCGAUCUGCGUCGAAGAAGAUGGCGUCGCAAAAUGCAGAUGCGUGCCACCGUUCAUUGGUAAUCCGUAUAUAGACGGCUGUGAGGCAGAGUGCAUCGUGAACCAGGAUUGUGAAAAUCAUCUGGCGUGCUUCAAUCAGCACUGCAGAGAUCCUUGUCCGGGUGUGUGUGGUUCGAACGCCAAGUGCGAAGUGGUUGAACACGUUCCAGUCUGCUCUUGCUUGCCUGGAUACACUGGGGAUCCGUUUAGCUCUUGUAAAGUCGAGAAGUCUCCUCUGCCAGCCCAGAACCCCUGUAUGCCGUCACCUUGUGGACCCCACAGUAUCUGUCGCGUGAUGAACGACCGUGCAGUGUGUUCCUGCAGCCCAGGAUACCACGGCACACCACCAUCCUGUCGUCCAGAGUGCCUAGUUAGCUCCGAAUGCCCCGCUCACCUGUCUUGCAUCGGUCAGAAGUGUGGAGAUCCUUGUCCCGGCUUGUGUGGGCAGAAUGCAUUAUGCCAGGUCAUCAAUCACAACCCUAUUUGUAGCUGUCCUCCAGACUUUGUUGGAGAUCCGUUCACGCAAUGCGUCAAAGAAGAUAUACCUUUACCGGGACCGAAGAACCCUUGUUUGCCUUCGCCCUGCGGACCGAACGCGGAAUGUCGGGUGCAGGAAGACCAUCCUGUGUGUACUUGCAUCAGUGGAAUGUUUGGAGCGCCACCAAAUUGUAGACCGGAGUGUCUGAUACAUCAGGACUGCCCGAAUUAUUUGGCUUGUGUUCAGAAGAAGUGUGUGGACCCCUGUGCAGGAUCUUGUGGGUUCAAUACCAACUGCACGGUGCAGAAUCAUCGUCCUAUGUGCCAGUGCAAUGAGGGAUACGAAGGGGAUCCAUUCUCUGGAUGCAGCAAAGCAACCUUCCCUGCUGCACUACCGUGUGACCCAUCUCCAUGCGGUGCAAACGCAGUCUGUAAAGAACGAAACGGAGCUGGCUCCUGCACCUGUCUGCCUGACUACACCGGAGAUCCUUACGAAGGAUGCAGACCCGAAUGUGUCCAGAACUCUGACUGCGUCCACACGAAGGCUUGCAUAAACAACAAGUGCAAGGACCCGUGCAUAGGCGCCUGUGGCAUAAAUGCUCAGUGCCAAGUGAUCAAUCAUCAACCUUCGUGCAGUUGCUUGUCUGGCUACACUGGGGAUCCUCUGAAAUCUUGCCACAUAUCGUCUGUUACACCAAUACCAGGCGAUCCAUGUCAACCAUCCCCAUGCGGUCCAUACAGUAACUGUCGCGUGAUCGACAAUCACGCAGUCUGCUCCUGUCAACCGGACUACGUGGGCAGUCCACCACAAUGUCGACCAGAAUGCGUAGUCAGCACCGACUGCACUCAGAACACCGCAUGCAUUGCUCAAAAGUGCAGAGACCCGUGUCCAGGCACCUGUGGCCUAAACGCCGACUGCCAAGUCAUCAAUCACAACCCUGUAUGCAGCUGCACAUCCGGAUACACCGGUGACCCAUUCUUUGGAUGCGUCAAAGAACCGGAACCGAAGCAACCUGGACCAGAACCCAGCGGCAACCCAUGCAUUCCAUCGCCAUGUGGACCAAACUCUCAGUGCCGUGUGAUCGACGGUUUCCCGGCAUGUUCCUGUCUACCUAACUACGUGGGCAGAGCUCCGAAUUGUCGACCCGAGUGCGUGAUUAACGAAGGCUGUCCAGGAAACCUUGCGUGCCAGAACGAGCAGUGUGUGGACCCGUGUCCAGGUUCCUGUGGUGUGAACACCUACUGCAAUGUUGUGAAGCACAAUCCAGUUUGCAUCUGCAACACCGGGUACACCGGAGAUCCGUUCACCGAAUGUAUACCAAUACUAGAAGAACCGACGACAACCGAACAACCCCGAACACCCUGCAACCCGUCGCCCUGCGGAGCAAACGCGAUUUGCAACGAACGAAAUGGCGUGGGAUCCUGUACGUGUCUGCCAGAGUACAUCGGCGACCCGUACACGGGCUGCAGGCCAGAGUGCGUCACGAACACCGACUGCGAUCGCAGCAAGGCUUGUCUCAACAACAAGUGCGUGAAUCCUUGUCCCGGCACCUGUGGUCAAGGAGCAACCUGCAGGGUGAUCAACCACGCUCCAUCCUGCUCCUGUUUGCCCGGAUACACUGGAGACCCGUUCAACGUAUGCACCGGAAUAGAAGUAACACCUGAACCUUUGCCGAUCAACCCCUGCGAGCCUUCACCUUGUGGACCCAACAGCAACUGCCGCGUGCACAACGAACACGCGGUGUGUCUCUGUCAACCAGGAUUCGUCGGAGUACCACCCACCUGUCGACCAGAGUGCAUAGUCAGCUCAGAUUGUUCUCAGAACAAAGCGUGUAUCGACAACAAGUGCGCGGAUCCUUGUCCAGGUUCUUGCGGCUUGAAUACCAAGUGCCUGACGGUCAACCACAACCCUAUCUGCACGUGUCCAACUGGCUUCACCGGGAACCCGUUGAUACAGUGCGUCAGGUACCAGCCAACUCAACCGCCGUACAAGGAUCUGGGAAAUCCUUGCUCUCCGAAUCCCUGCGGUCCAAACUCGCAGUGCAGAGUGAUCGGCUCACAACCGGCUUGUUCGUGUCUUCUAAAUUUUGUGGGUCGCCCUCCAAACUGCAGACCCGAGUGCACGGACAAUUCGGACUGCUUCCACUCGGCUGCUUGUAUAGAACAGAGAUGUAAGAACCCCUGUCCGGGUGCUUGUGGAGAGCUUGCGAGGUGCACAGUUCAGAAUCAUGUGCCUAUAUGCACUUGUCCCGAAGGGUACGAAGGGGAUGCUAGUGUGCGCUGCGUCCUGGCACCUCCUCCAACUACGGACAUAAGCGUGUCCAAUCCGUGUCUGCCGAAUCCUUGCGGUCCAAACGCUCAGUGUCGCGAGAGGAACGGCGCGGGAGCCUGUGCAUGUCCGCCGGACUUCAUCGGAGAUCCCUACGACAACGAAAGAGGAUGCCACAGGGAAUGCGAGUCGAACAACGAUUGUGCUCCACAGUUGGCCUGCGUUGGAUUCAAGUGCUCAGAUCCUUGUCCCAGCACCUGCGGCACGCUAUCCAUCUGUAAAGUUCAACAGCACGUUCCAGUUUGCACUUGUCCUCCUGGAUACACUGGAGACCCGUACUACGCAUGCGAAAUUAAAGAGAUGACAAGAGUUCCACCAUUGGACCCAUGUUCACCAUCGCCGUGCGGACCUAAUAGCAAGUGCCGCGAAGUCAACGGCCAAGCAGUGUGCACCUGCCUUCCGGAAUACAGAGGAAUUCCACCGAAUUGUAGACCAGAGUGUGUUGUUAAUGCCGAGUGUCCAGCUCACUUAGCUUGUGUGAACAAGAAGUGCGCGGAUCCUUGCCUGAAUACCUGCGGACUGAGGGCACAGUGCACCACGAAGAACCACAACCCGAUCUGUACUUGUCCCGGUGGUUUCACAGGAGAUCCUUUCACCCAGUGUUCUCCUUAUGAUGUAAAUGUUCCACCGACCACCGAGAGACCACCGUCUUGCACUCCAUCGCCGUGUGGUCCCAAUUCCUUGUGCCAGAUCAUAUCCGGAAAUCCGGCGUGUUCCUGUCUGCCCAACUACAUCGGUGUGCCUCCAGAAUGUCGACCGGAGUGCAUACUAAGCUCCGAGUGCAAGAGUCACCUUGCUUGCGUGAACCAGAAGUGUCAGGAUCCUUGUCCAGGGUCCUGCGGUGUCAACGCUCAGUGCCACGUUCUGAAUCACAUACCAGUCUGCACGUGUAUGGAGGGAUUCACUGGAGAUCCAUUCACACAGUGCACCAUCAUCCCUCCGACUACUUUGCCACCUGUGAGCGAUCCAUGCAGUCCAUCGCCUUGUGGACCGAACGCGAUAUGCAACAACGGUGACUGCGAAUGUCUGCCAGAAUAUAUUGGCAACCCAUACGAAUCCUGUCGACCAGAGUGCAUCCUCAAUUCCGAGUGUCCUCGAGACAAGACUUGCCUAAAGAACAAAUGCAAGGAUCCUUGCCCAGGAACGUGUGGUCAGAACGCGGUUUGCGACGUGGUGAAUCACAUUCCGGUUUGCUCUUGUCUGACUGGCUAUGUUGGAGAUCCGUUCGUCAGCUGCCGUGUACAACCUCCAAUUUCCCAACCAUCGAAAGAUCCAUGCUCACCUGUCUCACCGUGUGGACCAAAUAGCCAGUGUCGCAACGUCGAGGACCACGCUGUGUGUUCUUGCCUUCAAGGCUACCUGGGCUCUCCGCCAUCUUGUAGACCAGAGUGUGUAGUCAGUUCCGAGUGUCCGCCAACUCGUGCUUGCAUCAACAAGAAGUGUACGGAUCCUUGCUUAGGGUCUUGUGGACUGAACGCUAGAUGCGAGGUCAUCAACCAUUCGCCGAUUUGCAGCUGUCUUUCUGGUCAGACCGGAGAUCCUUUCAAGAGUUGCUACGACAUUUCAAUUUCACCAGAAGUUAAAGAUAUGGGAGAUCCCUGCAAUCCUUCACCUUGUGGACCAAACGCUCAGUGCCAGAACGUAAAUGGAUAUCCAUCCUGUUCUUGUCUGCCUUCAUACAUCGGCACACCGCCAUCCUGCCGUCCGGAAUGUCUCAUCAACCCUGACUGUCCUACGGACAAGGCGUGCAUAAACUCGAAGUGUACAGAUCCUUGUCCUGGAUCUUGCGGCGAGAACGCCAGGUGUCUCGUGGUCAAUCAUGCUGUCACGUGUUCCUGUACGUCUGGAUAUACAGGAAAUCCAUUCGUCCAGUGCAUUGUAUUGGAAGAGGAAGCCAUCAACCCAUGUGAACCAUCACCCUGCGGGCCUAACGCUAUUUGCCAGCAGCGCGACAACGUGGGUGCCUGCAUCUGUAUCGACGACUAUCACGGAAAUCCUUACGAAGGGUGUCAACCAGAGUGCAUCCUCAGCUCCGACUGUCCAACCAACAAGGCCUGCGUUCGCAACAAGUGCGAGGAUCCUUGUCCAGGAGUGUGCGGCAUUCAGGCUCAAUGCUCGGUUAUCAAUCACAUUCCAACUUGCACUUGUCAACCCGGUUAUGUAGGAGAUCCCUUCACGAGCUGCACUCUGCCAAUAAGUCCGGUGACGGAACCCACAGUGGUCGAUCCGUGCAGUCCAUCUCCGUGUGGUCCUAACAGUCUGUGCCGAGCUGUCAAUGAUCAAGCCGUGUGCACCUGUCAGGAGUCCUAUGUUGGAUCACCUCCGAAUUGCAAACCUGAGUGCGUGGUCAACUCCGAGUGUCCACAAAAUAGAGCGUGUUAUAAGUACAAGUGUACUGAUCCUUGUCCUGGAACUUGUGGAAUGGGAGCCAAUUGCAGGGUGAUCAAUCACAAUCCGUUGUGCAGCUGUCCGCAGGGAACCACUGGAGAUCCUUUCUCCAGGUGCUAUCCUCAUACAGUGACACCAAUGCCACCAGUGGGUGAUCCUUGCAACCCAAGCCCAUGUGGCCUCUACGCAGAGUGCAGAGCAAUCGGCGACCAAGCAGCUUGCUCCUGCUUGAAGAACUACAUCGGACUUCCACCCAACUGCCGCCCAGAAUGCGUGGUCAACACCGACUGUCCAUCAACUCAGGCGUGCAUUUCCGAAAAGUGUCGCGAUCCCUGCGUUGGAUCCUGCGGUCAGAACGCAGACUGCAGAGUGCAGAACCACAUUCCUGUCUGCUUGUGCCAGGCGGGAUUCACUGGAGAUCCUUUCACGCUCUGCUCGCAGAUAAUAGAACAACCAAAAACACCGGAGGAUCGAUGCAACCCCUCACCUUGUGGACCAAACGCGGAAUGCAGCGACGGAGUUUGCACGUGUCUUCCGAAUUAUUUCGGCGAUCCUUACUCUUAUUGUCGUCCGGAGUGCACCAUGAACUCGGACUGUUCUCGAGUGAAAGCUUGCGUGAACCACUACUGUGUGGAUCCUUGCGUUGGCACUUGUGGAACCAGUGCGAAGUGUGAUGUGGUCAACCACAUUCCUAUGUGCAGUUGUCCUGCUGGGACCACUGGAGAUCCUUUCACAUUGUGUAGACAACACGUGCCUGAGGAACCACGUAAGCAGCCGUGCACGCCAUCUCCGUGCGGAGCAAACAGCAUCUGCAAAGUGGUGAACGACCACGCAGUCUGUUCUUGCCAAUCAGGAUUCAUUGGCAGUCCUCCAGCCUGCAGACCCGAAUGCGUGGUCAGUGCGGAGUGUCCUUUAACUCAGGCAUGUCUGAACAACAAGUGUCAGGACCCUUGUCCUGGUACCUGUGGACAGAAUACCAGGUGUCAAGUUGUCAAUCACAAUCCUAUAUGCAGCUGCCACGAGGGACACACCGGGGAUCCGUUCACCAGAUGCUACCCGAUGCCCAAGACCCCACCAGUACCAACGAACCCCUGCCAGCCCUCACCAUGCGGACCAAACGCGGAGUGUCAACAGAGAGGCGACAGUCCAGCUUGUUCGUGCAUCGCAAACUACAUCGGUGUUCCGCCAAAUUGUAGACCGGAGUGUACGAUAAAUCCCGAGUGUCCGCCGCACUUAGCGUGUAUGCAACAAAAGUGUCGCGAUCCGUGCGCGGGUUUGUGCGGUCUGAACGCGCAGUGUUCGGUAGUGAAUCACCACGCGGUGUGUGCUUGUGUCGAAGGUUACACCGGAAAUCCGUUCAGCGUUUGUGAGCCGUUCGCCAAGGAUACACCCCUAGACCUUAGGAAACCAUGCGAGCCUUCCCCGUGCGGUACCAACGCGAUUUGUCGCGAGAACAACGGCGUUGGUUCCUGUUCCUGUUUGCCAGACUACAUAGGUGACCCGUACGAAGGAUGCAGACCCGAAUGUACCCAAAAUUCCGAUUGCGCCAAGACGAUGGCCUGCGUGGGCCUCAAGUGCAGGGACCCUUGCCCAGGAACCUGUGGAUUGCAAGCCCGAUGCGAAACGAUCAAUCACGUGCCAGUCUGUUCUUGUAACCCCGGAUACACUGGCAACCCCUUCACCUAUUGUUCCCCGGCCUCUGUUGCUCCCACGCCGAAAGAUUCAGACCCGUGUAGUCCCUCCCCUUGUGGACCGAACAGUAAAUGUCGAAACGUGAACGACCACGCUGUGUGUACUUGCCUGACGAAUUUCAUUGGAAGUCCACCUAACUGUCGACCCGAGUGCGUGGUGAACAGCGAGUGUUCCUUGGAACUCGCGUGUAUCAAUCAGAAGUGUACCUCACCCUGCACGAACUCCUGCGGUAUCAAUACGCAGUGCAAGGUGAUCAACCACAGCCCCAUUUGCAUCUGCAACCUUGGAUACACCGGAGACCCGUUCACGAAAUGUUUCCCCGCGCCACAGCCGCCCCAGAACGCCGUGUCUUUACUCCCGAAAGACCCUUGCGUACCGUCGCCCUGUGGUAUGUACGCGGAGUGCAGGAUCUUCGCUGGCACUCCAUCUUGCUCCUGCUUGCCACGAUACGUCGGAUCCCCGCCCAACUGUCGACCAGAAUGUCGCGUCAACUCCGACUGUCCCAUGAACCUCGCGUGUUCCAGCGAGAAGUGCAGAGAUCCUUGCCAAGGAUCCUGCGGUGUCACCUCCAUGUGCACGGUUUACAACCACGUGCCCAUGUGCACUUGUCCCGAAGGAUACACCGGAGACCCCUUCAGUAACUGUUAUCCGAUACCCAUCCAGCCAACUAUGCCGGUCGUCACUGACCCUUGUGCCCUGUCGCCCUGUGGCCCUAACACUCGUUGCGACAACGGUGUCUGCACCUGUCUGCCAGAGUACCAGGGUGACCCUUACGUAGGCUGUCGACCGGAGUGUGUCUUGAACACGGAUUGUCCGCAAAAUCUUGCGUGUGUCAGAAACAAGUGUGUUGAUCCUUGCCCAGGCACUUGUGGUCAGAACGCACAGUGCCUGGUGCACAAUCAUAUACCCAUGUGCAGUUGUCCUAAUGGAAUGGUUGGAAACGCUUUCGUUCAGUGCUCUGUUCUUCAAGAUUCGGUAAAGAGGAACCCAUGUUCGCCAUCGCCUUGCGGACCUAACAGCGUCUGCAGAGAGAUCAACGAGCAGCCCGUCUGCUCCUGCGUGGCAGGAUUUCUGGGUGCACCACCUACCUGCAGACCGGAGUGCGCAGUCAGCUCCGACUGUCCCCUCACGGAAGCUUGUAGCAAUCAGAAGUGCAUAAACCCUUGUCCUGGUUCUUGCGGAUUCCGAGCCGUGUGUAACGUAGUCAAUCACAACCCUGUAUGCAGUUGUUUGCCAGAACACACUGGCGAUCCUUUCGUGCAGUGUAUUCCAAGACCACCCGAACCAGUAGUGCCAGAGAACGCGUGCGAGCCAUCUCCCUGUGGACCUAAUUCUCAGUGCCGCGUUAUAAACAACGCUCCCUCUUGCUCCUGUUUGCCAGAGUUCACAGGCUCUCCUCCCAAUUGUAGACCAGAAUGCGUCAGUAACAGCGAGUGUGCUAGUCACUUGGCUUGCGUCAACCAAAAGUGUAGAGAUCCUUGUCCUGGAUCCUGCGGAGCUAACGCAGAAUGUCGCGUAGUCAGCCACACACCCAUGUGUGUUUGUCCUAGCGACUUCACGGGUGAUCCUUUCACUCAGUGCACUCCUAAGCCACCUGUACCCAUUGAUCUGUCUCCCUGCAAACCAUCACCGUGUGGCUUCAACGCCAUAUGCAAGGAACAGAAUGGUGUCGGUUCCUGCUCCUGUUUACCCGACUACCUCGGCAACCCCUACGAAGGUUGUCGCCCCGAGUGUGUCGUCGACACGGAUUGUCCACCUACUUCGAGUUGCAUACGUUCGAAAUGCCAGGACCCAUGUCCAGGUACCUGCGGAACGAACACCGAGUGCAGGGUUAUCAAUCAUCGACCUGCUUGCACUUGCAUGCCUGGAUAUACCGGAAAUCCUUUCUACUGCUGCACCUUCAUUCGUGAAAUAGAAGAAACGAAGUACCAGGACCCCUGUCAACCUUCACCCUGCGGACCCAACAGUCAGUGUCGAGUGGUGAACGGUCAAGGAGUCUGCUCCUGUCUGCCAGAGUACACAGGAUCCCCACCCAUGUGUCGUCCCGAGUGCGUUCUGAAUUCAGACUGCCCUCAGGAUCGUGCAUGCGUGAAUCAGAAAUGCGUGAACCCAUGUCCCACCUCCUGUGGCACGUUCGCCACCUGCGUAAUCAGGAACCACAGUCCAAUUUGUGCCUGUAGAGAGUCGUACACCGGAGAUCCUUUCACAAGAUGUUUCCCCAUGCAACCUGUGCUUCCUUCAGCGGUCGAGGCGUCGCAACCGUGUUUGCCUUCCCCUUGUGGUCCAAAUUCCGAGUGCCGCGUGGUUAACAGCGGUCCAUCUUGCCAGUGUUUGCCCACCUACAUGGGAAGUCCUCCCAAUUGUAGACCAGAGUGCGUUAUAAACUCAGACUGUCCCAGUAAUCGAGCUUGCAUCAGACAGAGGUGUAUAGACCCCUGCCCAGGAUCCUGCGGAGUGUCGACUCAGUGCAGCGUGAUCAAUCACAUCCCCAUUUGCACUUGCAUUCAAGGCUACACCGGAGAUCCGUUCAGCAACUGUUACCCAACACCUCCACAACUACCACCUCCCGAAUCUGACCCCUGUAACCCGUCACCGUGUGGACCGAACGCGCAGUGCAACGCGGGAGCGUGCACCUGUUUACCAGACUAUCAGGGUGAUCCUUACACCGGUUGUCGACCGGAGUGUGUCCUUAACAACGACUGUCCUCUGAACAGAGCCUGCGUUCGCAACAAGUGCCUGGAUCCCUGCACAGGCAUCUGCGGCAGAGACGCGGUUUGCAAUGUCCUGAACCACGUACCCAUGUGCAGUUGUCCAACUGGUAUGGUUGGCAACGCGUUCAUAUCCUGUGACAAGAUGGAAGAACCAGUUCAGGCGAACCCCUGUAACCCGUCUCCUUGCGGACCCAACAGUCGGUGUCGAGCCAUAAACGACCAGGCUGUAUGUUCCUGCGUGCCAGGAUUCCUCGGUAACCCUCCCACCUGUCGGCCAGAAUGCGUGGUCAGUUCGGAUUGUCCCAGGAAUCAGGCUUGCAAUAACCAGAAAUGUAUCGACCCCUGUUCCGGCACUUGUGGCUUGAAAGCGCUCUGUCAAGUCGUCAAUCAUAAUCCUGUGUGCAGCUGCCCGUCCGGCUUUACAGGCGACCCCUUCACUAGAUGCGAAUUCAUCACUGUGAGCGCGCCACAAGAAGACACGUGCGCCUCCUGCCAAUGCGGUCCCAAUUCCGUGUUCCAAACGAUCAACGACAAACCGUCCUGCGCCUGUUUGCCCGACUUUAUCGGUUCCCCGCCAAACUGUAGACCGGAAUGCGUGAGCAACAGCGAGUGUUCGAGUAACUUGGCCUGCAUCAAUCGAAAGUGUCGAGACCCAUGCCCAGGCUCGUGUGGUUCCAACGCGGAGUGCCGUGUCGUCAGUCACACACCGAUGUGUGUCUGUCUCGGCGGCUACACCGGUGAUCCGUUCACACAAUGCAUCCUGAAAGGACCCGAGAUCGAACCCACGCCGCAGUCCCCCUGCACACCGUCGCCCUGCGGCCCUAACGCGAUAUGCAAAGAACAGAAUGGUGCAGGAUCCUGUUCUUGCGCCCCGGAUUACAUAGGAAACCCGUACGAAGGAUGUCGACCGGAAUGCACCGUGAAUUCCGACUGCCCCUCGAACUUGGCCUGCAUAAGAUCCAAGUGCCAGGAUCCUUGUCCUGGCACGUGUGCCCAGAACGCUGAUUGCGCGGUGAUAAAUCACCUGCCAAGCUGCACUUGUCUGGCUGGAUUCACGGGUGAUCCUUUCGUGAACUGUUACGUUCAACCGACAGCUCCCGUUGUCGAAGGAAAUCCAUGUAGUCCCUCGCCGUGUGGACCCAACAGCCUGUGCCGCGUUAACAACGGCCAGGCUGUCUGUUCUUGCCUUCCCGAAUACGUAGGCAGUCCUCCAGGAUGUCGACCGGAAUGCGUAGUCAGUUCAGAAUGUCCCUCGAACAGAGCUUGCGUUAAUCAGAAGUGUACCGAGCCCUGUGCCGGUCGUUGUGGCACCAACGCGGACUGCAGGGUCGUGAACCACAGUCCUAUCUGUGCUUGCAAGCUGGACUUCACCGGUGACCCAUUCACCAGAUGUUUCCCGACACCAAAACCAUUGCCCAGCCCCGUUGAAAACCCUUGUGUACCAUCACCUUGCGGACCCUACUCGGAGUGUCGCGAUAUCGGAGGCUCUCCAUCUUGUUCCUGUUUACCGAAUUACAUGGGCAGCCCGCCAAACUGUAGACCGGAAUGUACGAUAAAUCCCGAUUGCCCUAGCAAUCGAGCUUGUAUGAGCGAAAAGUGCAGGGACCCGUGUCCCGGCUCGUGCGGUUUCGGCGCCGUGUGCAACGUGAUUCAUCACACACCCGCGUGUUCUUGUCCCGAAGUUUUCACGGGAGACCCUUUCACUAAUUGCCAGCCGCUACCGCCUCAACCGGUAGAGACCCCGUCAGACCCUUGCAAUCCUUCACCCUGUGGCCCGAACGCGGAGUGCAAUGAUGGUGUUUGUUCUUGCCUUCCCGAGUACCAAGGAAACCCGUACGAACUAUGUCGACCCGAAUGUGUCCUCAACACCGACUGUCCCGCAAACAGAGCUUGUAUUCGUAACAAAUGCGCGGAUCCUUGCAUUGGAACUUGCGGACAGAACGCCGUCUGCAAUGUUUAUAAUCACGUGCCCAUGUGUAGCUGUCCGCCUGGAAUGUCUGGAAAUGCUUUCGUUAUCUGUUCCGUCUUACAAGGUGUCAUACUUCAUAUCCAAGUACUUUAUAUUCUUAAUUUUGUAGGAUAUUUCUGUUUUACACAACGUAAUUCUUUCAUAGAACCAGCACGACCGAUGGACCCUUGUAGACCCUCUCCCUGCGGUCCAAACAGUCAGUGUCGCGUGGUGAACGACCAAGCGGUGUGUUCUUGCGUUCAAGGCUACCUCGGCACUCCGCCAUCUUGCCGACCCGAAUGCGUAGUCAGUUCCGAUUGUCCGCGCAAUCAGGCCUGCAGCAAUCAGAGAUGCAUAGAUCCCUGCUUAGGUACCUGUGGUCUGAGGACUCAAUGCCAGGUUGCCAACCAUAAUCCCAUUUGUACUUGCCUCCCAAGGCACUCUGGAGACCCCUUCACCAGAUGCGACCCGAUAACGGAAACACCAGUCGUGCCAGUGAACCCUUGUCAGCCGUCUCCCUGUGGACCAAACUCCCAGUGCCGCGUGGUGAACGACGCACCCUCGUGCUCGUGUCUGUCCGAAUUCACUGGAACUCCGCCUAAUUGCAGACCGGAGUGCAUCAGCAACAGCGAAUGUCCCGCUCAUUUAGCCUGCAUGAAUCAAAAGUGUAGAGAUCCGUGUCCCGGUGCUUGUGGAUCGAACACGGCGUGCCGCGUUGUGAGCCACACGCCCAUGUGCGUGUGUCUGAGCGGAUACACUGGAGACCCAUUCAUCCAAUGCGUUAUGCAACUACCAACAAUUGUCGAGAACGCAUCGCCCUGCACCCCGUCACCCUGUGGAGCAAACGCUGCGUGUAAAGAGCAAAACGGAGCAGGUUCUUGCACCUGUUUGCCAGAUUACAUCGGAAAUCCCUACGAGGGAUGUCGUCCGGAAUGUACAGUGAACUCUGACUGCGUGUCCAACAUGGCCUGCGUUCGGUCCAAGUGCCAGGAUCCUUGUCCAGGAACUUGCGGUCAAAACGCAGUCUGUCAAGUGAUCAAUCACUCCCCAGCUUGCACAUGUAUGCCUGGUUUCACCGGCGAUCCGUUUAGAUACUGUAACCCCAUCAUGGAAUCCGAACCGAUUCCAAGAGAACCCUGCAAUCCAUCUCCGUGUGGACCGAACAGUCAAUGCAGAGUGGUCAACAAUCAGCCAGUUUGCACCUGUUUACCAGAGUACAUCGGAAGUCCCCCGGGAUGUCGACCCGAAUGCGUAGUGAGCUCGGAGUGUCCAACCAACAGAGCCUGCGUUAACAAUAAGUGUGUGAACCCCUGUCCACAGCCGUGUGGAUCGAACACCAACUGCAUGGUCCUGAAUCACAGCCCGAUUUGUAGUUGCAAACAGGCGUACACAGGAGAUCCUUUCAGUAGAUGCUUCCCUGUGCCAAAACCUGCACCUGGUCCGGUCUCACAGAACCCAUGUGUGCCUUCACCGUGUGGACCCUACGCGGAAUGUCGCGAUAUAGGCGGUGCACCUUCCUGUUCUUGUCUGUCGAUCUAUAUCGGCAGUCCACCUAAUUGCAGACCCGAAUGUACUAUAAAUUCCGAUUGUCCCAGUAGUCAAGCUUGCAUAAACGAAAGAUGUAGGGAUCCUUGUCCGGGAUCUUGUGGACUAUCGGCUACCUGUAACGUUAUCAACCACACACCGUCUUGUACUUGUCCUGAUGGUUUCACUGGAGAUCCGUUCGCGAACUGUUAUCCCAGACCAAUAGAAGAACCUGUAGUACCCGCGGACCCAUGCAAUCCCUCGCCCUGUGGUCCUAACGCAAUGUGCAGGGAUGGCACCUGUUCCUGUUUGCCGGAAUAUCAAGGCGACCCUUACACCGGUUGUCGACCCGAGUGUGUUCUGAACAACGACUGCUCCCCGAGUCAAGCUUGUAUCCGCAACAAGUGCGUGGACCCGUGUCCUGGAACCUGCGGUCAGAACGCACAGUGCAACGUCUACAAUCACGUCCCCAUGUGUAGUUGUCUGCCUGGCAUGACAGGAAAUGCUUUCGUUUCCUGUCGCCCGAGCAGAGGACCCGAAGACCCAUGCAAUCCAUCUCCUUGCGGACCCAACAGUGUCUGUCGCGUAGUUAACGAGCAAGCAGUUUGCUCUUGCGUGGCCAAUUUCAUUGGAACGCCUCCCUCCUGCAGACCCGAGUGUACCGUCAGUUCUGACUGUCCAAAGAACCAAGCUUGCAGCAAUCAGAGAUGCAUGAAUCCUUGCGCUGGGUCCUGCGGUGUGAGAGCCCAGUGUCAAGUGAUAAAUCACAACCCUGUGUGCAGCUGCCCUGCAGGCUUCACCGGCGAUCCUUUCGUUAGAUGCGAGCUAAAACCGGAAGAACCGUUAGUUCCUAUAAAUCCUUGCCAACCAUCGCCCUGUGGACCCAACGCGGUCUGCCAGGUGAUAAACGACUCGCCUUCCUGUUCUUGUUCGCCCGAGUUCAUCGGAACACCUCCAAACUGUAGACCAGAGUGCAUCAGCAACAGCGAAUGUCCCACACACUUGGCAUGCAUCAACAACAAGUGCAGAGACCCUUGUCCCGGCUCCUGUGGAGCUAACACCGACUGCCGCGUAGUGAGCCACACCGCAAUGUGCGUGUGUCUCGUCGGCUACGACGGCGAUCCCUUCACUCAGUGCUUCCAGAGACAAAACGAGAUGCAGCCAGUUCUUUCGACUCCCUGUACGCCAUCCCCCUGUGGUUCGAACGCUGUUUGCAAAGAGCAAGCCGGAGUGGGUGCUUGCACCUGUUUAUCCGAUUACGUUGGCAAUCCUUACGAGGGUUGUCGUCCAGAGUGUGUCAUGAACUCUGAUUGCAUGUCCACGCGUGCUUGCAUUCGCUCCAAGUGCCAGGACCCUUGUCCUGGAGCUUGCGGAACGAACGCCGAGUGCCAGGUUGUCAACCACUUACCAACCUGUACUUGCUUCCCUGGAUAUACUGGACAGCCUUAUCAAUUCUGUCAACCAAUCACGCAACCUGUUGAGGACAGGAGAGACCCAUGCUCCCCGUCACCCUGUGGACCAAAUAGUCGGUGUCAAGUCGUCAAUGAUCAAGCAGUCUGCUCCUGCUUACCACAGUUCAUUGGUACUCCGCCUGGAUGUCGACCAGAAUGCGUGGUCAGCUCGGAGUGUCCGACAAACCUUGCCUGUAUCAAUCAGAAAUGCCAGAAUCCUUGUCCUGGACCGUGUGGUCUGAACGCAGAGUGUAACGUUAUCCAUCAUAGUCCUAUCUGUGCCUGCAGACAGAGGUACACGGGUGACCCAUUCACGCGUUGCUUCCCAGUGCCAGAAAUUCCCUCUGCAGUGGUGCCUUUUAACCCCUGCGUUCCCUCCCCCUGCGGUGCAAACGCAGAGUGCCGCGAAAUCAACGGUCUAUCUUCCUGUUCCUGUUUGCCAAACUACAUCGGCAGCCCACCAAACUGUCGACCAGAAUGUACCGUGAACUCCGACUGCUCUCCCAACCAGGCUUGCAUGCGAGAAAAGUGUAGGGACCCGUGUCCCGGCUCCUGCGGUACCUUUGCUCAGUGCAGCGUCAUAAACCACGUGCCGGUUUGCAGCUGCAUGGAAGGUUAUACCGGAGACCCCUUCACCAACUGCAACCCGAAACCUCCACCACAACCGGUACUUCCCGAUGAUCCUUGCAAUCCAUCACCCUGCGGAGCGAACGCAGAGUGCAACAACGGAAUCUGCACUUGCUUAGCCGAGUACAGAGGCGACCCUUACGCGGGCUGCAGACCAGAGUGCGUCCUCAACACCGAUUGUCCCACGAAUCAGGCUUGCGUACGCAACAAGUGUGCAGACCCUUGUGUCAACACUUGUGGACAGAAUGCUGUUUGCAAUGUUUUCAACCACAUUCCGAUGUGCAGUUGCGCGCCGGGUACCAGUGGCAACGCUUUCGUUGUCUGUUCCCCUGUUCAAGAAACAAGUCCUGAAACACCAUGCAAUCCUUCUCCCUGCGGUCAAAACAGUCAGUGCCGCAGUGUCAAUGGACAGGCAGUCUGUUCCUGCGUGCCCGGUUACGUUGGCAGUCCUCCAUCUUGUCGACCAGAGUGUACCGUCAGUUCAGACUGUCCCAGGAACGAAGCCUGUAGCAACUUGAAGUGCGUGAAUCCGUGUGUAGGAAGCUGUGGCAUUCGUGCACAGUGUCAGGUCAUCAAUCACAAUCCCUUAUGCAGUUGUCCUGCGGGGUUGUCCGGGGAUCCGUUCGUCAGAUGUGACCCUAUCAUGGAAACGAAGCCGGAAAUCAUAAACGUGUGCAAGCCAUCACCUUGUGGUCCCAACGCCCUGUGUCAGGCGGUGAACGAUUCCCCGUCGUGUACCUGCAUGCCUGGGUUUAUCAAUUCUCCACCUAACUGCCGGCCAGAGUGUGUCAGCAAUAGCGAGUGCUUGGCACACCAUGCUUGCAUUAAUCAGAAGUGUAGAGACCCUUGUCCUGGAUCCUGUGGACCUAACGCAGAGUGUCGGGUGGUCAGUCAUACACCUAUGUGCGCUUGCCCCAGCGGGUUCUCGGGUGAUCCGUUCACGCAAUGCGUUCCAUUCCAAGAAUCGACUCCGGCAUCUCCCUGCACACCGUCACCCUGCGGUUCAAACGCAGUUUGCAAAGAGCAAAAUGGAGUUGGAUCCUGUAGUUGUCUACCGGAGUACAUCGGCAAUCCUUACGAAGGAUGCCGUCCAGAGUGUACAGUUAGCUCAGAUUGUCCGUCGAACCUCGCUUGUAUGAGAAAUAAGUGUCAGAACCCCUGUCCGGGAACCUGCGGGCAGGAUGCUGUCUGUCAGGUUAUUAAUCACUCACCUGUGUGCACUUGUGUUCCUGGUUUCACGGGUGACCCGUUCAGAUAUUGUCAACUGAUGAGAGAACCUGACAAAACGGAAGAUCAGACAGACCCUUGCAUUCCAUCGCCCUGCGGUCCAAACAGUCAAUGCCGCGUGGUUUCCGGAAACGCUGUAUGCUCUUGCCUCCCCGAAUACACCGGAAGUCCUCCCUCGUGUCGUCCCGAGUGCGUCGUGAGUUCCGACUGUCCCUCGAAUCGCGCCUGUGUGAAUCAGAAGUGUGUGAAUCCGUGUCCGCGCCCGUGUGGGCAGAAUACCAAUUGUCUAGUCGUCAAUCACAGUCCUAUAUGUACCUGCAAAGACGGAAAUACUGGCAACCCCUUUACCAGGUGUUUCCCUCUUCCACCUCAACCAACGUUACCUGAUCUACCUCAAAACCCUUGCGUACCAUCCCCUUGCGGUCCGUACUCGGAAUGUCGGGAUAUCGGCGGUGCGCCAUCUUGUUCCUGUUUAGCUAAUUACUUCGGCAGCCCACCGAAUUGUAGACCAGAGUGUACAGUGAAUUCAGACUGUCCCAGCGAUAGAUCGUGUAUCAGACAAAGAUGUACCGAUCCAUGUCCCGGGUCAUGCGGUCUGGCAACUCGGUGCACGGUUUUCAAUCAUCUACCGAUUUGUACUUGUCCCGAGGGAUUCACUGGCGAUCCUUUCAGCAGUUGCUCUCCUGCUCCACCAGUCGCGGUAGUACCCGAAGACCCAUGUAACCCAUCGCCUUGCGGUCCAAACGCACAGUGCAACAACGGUGUGUGCACGUGUUUAUCCGAAUACCAAGGCGAUCCUUACGUGGGUUGUCGACCAGAGUGUGUCCUGAACACCGACUGUCCUUUGGACAGAGCUUGCCUGCGCAACAAGUGCGUUGAUCCUUGCAUUGGCACUUGUGGUCAAAGUGCAAUUUGCAACGUGUACAACCACGUCCCCAUGUGCAGUUGUCCUAACGGAAUGUCGGGCAAUGCGUUCAUAUCUUGCGCUCCAUUCAGAGACCCUGUCGUGACAAAUCCCUGCAACCCAACACCCUGCGGGCCGAACAGUCAGUGCAGAGAAGCGAACGGACAAGCUGUAUGCACAUGUAUCCCCGGUUUUGUCGGUAUUCCACCAACCUGCAGACCGGAAUGCGUGGUGAGCACGGACUGUGGACCAACCGAAGCUUGCAUUAACCAGAAAUGCAGUAACCCUUGCGUCGGCUCGUGUGGAAUCAGAGCUACCUGCCAAGUGGUUAACCACAACCCGAUUUGUAACUGUCCACCUAGCAUGACUGGCGACCCGUUCGUGAGAUGUACCGAAAGACCGUUAGAAGCACCACCUCAGCAAAACCCCUGCGAACCGUCACCUUGUGGUCCAAACGCCCAGUGCCAGGUGGUCAACGAUUCCCCGUCGUGUUCCUGUCUACCAGAAUUCACUGGUUCUCCUCCUAAUUGUCGACCAGAAUGCGUAAGCAACAGCGAAUGUGCGAGUAACUUGGCGUGUAUCAAUCAGAAGUGCAGAGACCCUUGUCCUGGAUCCUGCGGCAUGAACGCUGUGUGCAACACGGUGUCCCAUACGCCCAUGUGCACUUGCUCUCCUGGAUACACUGGAGAUCCGUUCACCCAGUGUAUCGUCCAACAACUCAUACCAAUGUACGUACCAGAACCCUGCGUGCCAUCUCCGUGCGGAGCAAACGCUCAGUGCACGAAUCGAAACGGCGUGGGAGCAUGCUCCUGCUUGCCAGGGUAUCUGGGCAAUCCUUACGAGGGCUGCCGACCAGAGUGCGUUAUCAAUUCAGACUGCAUUCCCAGUAGAACUUGCGUUCGAUCCAAAUGCGUGGACCCCUGCCCUGGUACCUGCGGCCAGAACGCAGUCUGCCAGGUGGUGAACCACGUGGCGACUUGUAAUUGCUUGCCUAGGUUCACUGGAGAUCCGUUCAGAUUCUGUAGAGAGGAAGAGAUAGUUAAUUUACCGAGCAUGAGAAACCCCUGCCAGCCAUCACCUUGUGGACCCAACAGCGUCUGUCGAGAGAACAACGGUCAAGCAGUGUGCUCCUGUUUACCGGAGUACCUGGGUUCUCCACCAAGUUGUAGACCAGAGUGUGUGACGAGCUCAGAAUGUCCUUCCAAUCGCGCAUGUAUCAACCAAAAAUGCACCAAUCCUUGUCCUGAUCCUUGCGGAAGAAACACAGUCUGCAACGUCAUCAAUCAUAGCCCGAUAUGUUCCUGCCAGCAAGGAUUCACGGGAGACGCGUUCACAAUCUGCUUCCCUGUUCCACGUCCUCCACCAGAGGCAGUGAGACCUGCUCAACAAGAUCCUUGCUCGCCAUCGCCCUGUGGCCCGUAUUCUCAGUGCAGAGAUAUUGGUGGAAAUCCUUCAUGCUCUUGUUCACCUUCGUACAUCGGUACUCCACCUAAUUGCAGACCGGAGUGCACCAUAAACGCCGAGUGCCCUAGUGCACUUGCGUGCAUUCGGGAAAAGUGCUCGGAUCCUUGUCCGGGUUCUUGUGGAUUCGGAGCUAGGUGCUCUGUUCUUAAUCAUGUGCCGACUUGUUCUUGUCCUGAAGGAUACACUGGAGAUCCCUUCAACAGCUGUGUCCCGAGACCAGUCAUAUCCGAAGAACCAGUGACGGACCUUUGCAACCCUUCGCCAUGCGGCGCGAACACCCUAUGUCGCGAUGGGGUUUGCACGUGUCUCCCAGAAUUCCAAGGAGAUCCUUACAGUGGUUGUCGUCCUGAGUGCGUCAUGAACAACGAUUGUCCUCGUGACAGAGCAUGCAUAAGAAACAAAUGCGUAGAUCCUUGCAUAGGAACGUGUGGACAGAACGCACAGUGUCAAACGAUCAAUCAUGUUCCCAUGUGCAGUUGUCCGACUGGGAUGUCAGGGAACGCUUUUGUUUCUUGUUCUCCAGUGCAGGAAGCCGUAGUAACGAACCCAUGUUCUCCAUCACCAUGUGGACCGAACAGUCACUGUCAAGAAGUGAAUGGCCUCCCAGUCUGCAAAUGCAUAGAAGGUUUCACAGGAAAUCCACCUACCUGUCGACCCGAAUGUGUCGUCAGUUCCGACUGCGAUUUGUCGAAGGCUUGUAUUAAUCAGAAGUGCAGAGAUCCUUGCCCGGGAUCCUGCGGUUUAAGAGCAGAAUGCUCGGUGGUCAAUCACAACCCCAUCUGUAGGUGUCCUCAAGGUCUGACCGGUGAUCCUUUCGCUUCUUGCACGAUUAUAGUCGAAAUGUCUCCAGAACCGAUCAAUCCCUGUUACCCAUCACCGUGCGGUCCAAACGCUCAGUGUCAAGUCGUGAAUCAAGCACCCUCGUGCUCGUGUUUACCCGAAUUCACGGGAUCGCCACCGAACUGUAGACCCGAAUGUGUCAGUAACAGCGAAUGCCCGAUUCGCCAAGCUUGCAUCAAUCAAAAGUGUAGGGACCCUUGUCCCGGCCUGUGCGGAGCUAACGCCGAAUGUAGCGUGUUCAGCCACACUCCGACGUGUUCCUGUACUUCAGGCUUUACGGGAGAUCCUUUCACCCAGUGUACUCCUCUCCAAAUUGCCGACGAAAGACCCACACCUUGCACGCCAACACCCUGCGGCGCUAACGCUGUGUGCAAAGUGUCAGGAAACGCGGGAGCGUGUUCCUGUUUACCCGAUUACAUCGGAAACCCCUACGAGGGUUGCAGACCAGAAUGCAUGGUGAAUUCCGACUGUCCAGCGAACUUAGCGUGCGUCAGAUCGAAGUGCCAGGAUCCGUGUCCUGGUGCUUGUGCACAGAACGCGGUGUGCAACCCUGUCAACCAUUCACCGAUGUGCUCGUGUCUUCAAGGAUACAGGGGCGACCCCUUCAGAUAUUGCAGUCUAAGUCCGAUGAAUCAAGCAGACGUGAUAGUGAACCUCUGCAACCCUUCACCCUGCGGGCCCAACAGCGAAUGUCGCGUGAACAACAACCAAGCAGUCUGCUCUUGUCUCUCUUCCUACAUCGGCAGUCCUCCGAAUUGCAGACCCGAGUGCGUAGUCAGCACCGAGUGCCCUUUGACCCGAGCGUGCGUGAACCAGAAAUGUGUCGACCCGUGUCCCAACUCGUGUGGAGUUAACGCCAACUGCAGGAUCAUUAAUCACAGUCCUAUUUGCUUCUGCAACAAUGGAUUCACCGGUGACCCGUUCACCGCCUGUUUCCCUGCUCCUGCUCCUGUAGAGACACCGUCAGUGCAAAGGGACCCAUGUUCACCGUCACCUUGCGGUCCCAACGCGAUUUGUCAAAACGUAGGACAGACACCAGCUUGUACUUGUUUGCCAUAUUAUCGUGGCAGUCCACCAAAUUGCAGACCAGAGUGUACCAUCAAUUCCGAGUGUCCUAGUAAUCAAGCUUGUAUUCAGGAGAGGUGUAGAGACCCUUGUCCAGGAUCGUGUGGCUUCAACGCCCAGUGUACCGUGUUCAAUCAUGUACCCAUGUGCUCCUGUAUCGAAGGGUACACUGGAGAUCCCUUCAGUAGUUGCAGCCAACAGAUGAAACCUCCCGAAACAAACGAAGUAGACUUAUGCAAUCCAUCCCCUUGUGGCCCGAAUGCUCAAUGCGACAACGGAAUUUGCUCGUGUCUGCCUGAUUAUUAUGGAGAUAGCACUCUUGGUUGUCGACCGGAGUGUGUACUGAACAAUGAUUGCUCUCGAGAUAGAGCUUGUGUGAGGAACAAGUGCGAGGAUCCUUGUAUUGGCACUUGUGCAAGCAAUGCUGUAUGCAACGUGGUCAAUCAUGUGCCUAUGUGCAGCUGUCCUGAUGGUUUCGAAGGAAACGCUUUUGCGUACUGUCGACCUGCUAUAGCUCAGCUUCCAUCAACCCCAUGCACCCCAUCACCUUGUGGACCCAACAGCCAGUGUCGAGCAAACAACGGCCAAGCAAUUUGUAGUUGUGUGCCCGGUUACCUAGGAAAUCCACCGAACUGUCGUCCAGAGUGUAUAGUUAGCUCCGAGUGUCCCCCCAACCAGAUUUGCACCAACCAAAAGUGUAGAGAUCCUUGUAUAGGUACAUGUGGUCUAGGUGCUCGUUGCACGGUGGCAAAUCGCAACCCUAUAUGUCACUGUCCGGAAGGACUCACGGGAGAUCCGUUUGUCAGAUGCAUUCCACUUCCACCAACGCCACCGGAACCGAUAAACGUCUGUCAGCCCUCGCCUUGUGGACCUAAUGCUCAGUGUCAAAUCUCGGGAGAUUCACCUUCCUGCACCUGUCUUCCCGAUUUCAUUGGCUCCCCGCCGAAUUGCAGGCCCGAAUGUAUCAGCAACAGCGAGUGUCCCAGUCAGCAGGCUUGCAUAAACCAGAAAUGUAGAGAUCCUUGUCCGGGAUCUUGCGGGACGAAUGCUCAGUGUCGAACGGUCAGUCACACUCCGAUGUGCUACUGCGAGACUGGGUACACCGGUGAUCCCUUCACUCAAUGCUUCGUCAGGCCUAUUGAAGACACCACGACAAAAGUGAACCCAUGUUUACCUUCUCCCUGCGGUUCCAACGCGCAAUGCACCGAGAGAAACGAAGUAGGCUCCUGCGCCUGCCUUCCUGGUUACUUAGGAAAUCCUUACGAAGGAUGCAGGCCAGAAUGUGUCCUAGACUCUGAUUGCUCUCCCACUCGAGCUUGCAUCAACUCCAAAUGCGUGGAUCCUUGUCCAGGCACGUGUGGAACCAAUGCCGAAUGUCGCGUUGUCAACCAUCGGGCUACUUGCUCGUGUUACCCCAGUUACACCGGUGAUCCUUAUCGAUACUGUUCCAUUCAACCAGUUGUUCCUGAAGUCAGUGUAAAAGACCAGUGCGGAAAUGCUCAGUGUGGACCAAACAGUCAGUGCAGAGUAGUCAAUCAGGUGGCUGUUUGCUCCUGUCUGCCAACUUAUAUUGGUACACCUCCAUCUUGUAGACCGGAGUGCGUCACCAGUUCGGAAUGUGCUUCUGAUAGGGCUUGCGUGAGACAGAAAUGCGUGAAUCCGUGUCCAUCCUCUUGUGGACAGAACGCGGAUUGUAGGGUGAUCAAUCACGCGCCCCUUUGUAGUUGCUCGAGGGGAUACACCGGUGAUCCUUUCACCGUUUGCUUCCCCAUUCCGUUAACACCACCCGUUCAAAACGACGUCGUUCCUAAAGACCCAUGCAUUCCCUCGCCGUGCGGUGCUUACUCAGAAUGUCGGAACAUUGGUGGAGUACCGUCCUGUUCGUGUCUAGCCACGUACACCGGAAGUCCUCCAAACUGUCGUCCGGAAUGUACCAUUAACCCAGACUGUCCACCCAAUCAGGCUUGCAUACGACAAAGAUGUAAAGACCCUUGUCCCGGCUCGUGUGCACUGCAAGCUCAGUGCAGCGUUAUCAAUCAUGUCCCAACUUGCACUUGUCCUCCGGGUUACACGGGAGACCCCUUCACCAACUGCUUCGUCGAACCAACUCGCCCCAUCGAAACUGACCCAUGUGCGUCUGCACCUUGCGGGUCGAACGCUCGUUGCGACAACGGUGUUUGCAGCUGUUUGCCAGAGUACUCUGGCGAUCCCUACACGGGUUGUAGACCGGAGUGUGUGCUAAGCAACGAAUGUCCGACUACGCGAGCUUGCGUUAGGAACAAGUGUGUCGAUCCUUGUCCCGGUGUUUGCGGACAGAACGCUGUGUGCAACGUGUUCAACCACGUGCCUAUGUGCAGCUGCCCCUCGGGAAUGUCGGGAAAUGCUUUCGUUCUGUGUUCUCCUAUGCAAGCGACGGCCGUAAAUGAUCCUUGCAACCCCUCGCCCUGUGGACCAAAUAGUCAGUGUAGAACAAACAACAUGCAAGCUGUUUGUUCUUGCAUAAGCGGAUACAUCGGUGCACCACCAAUGUGUAGACCCGAAUGCGUAGUCAGUUCAGACUGUCCACUAAACGAGGCGUGUUCCAAUCAAAAAUGUCAGAACCCUUGCCUAGGAAGCUGUGGACUGAACGCAGUCUGCAACGUGGUCAAUCACAAUCCUGUGUGCACAUGUCGGGAGAGAAUGACGGGUGACCCAUUCGUCAGAUGCCAGCCGAUGCCUGAAAGACCGGUACCUCCACUCAAUCCGUGUCUGCCAUCCCCCUGCGGUCCAAACGCGGAGUGCCAGGUGGUGAAUGACCAGCCAUCCUGUUCCUGUCUUCAAGAGUUCAUAGGAUCACCCCCGAACUGCCGACCCGAAUGCGUCAGUAAUAGCGAGUGUCCUAAUCAACAAGCUUGCAUCAACCAAAAGUGUCGAGACCCUUGCGUAAACUCCUGCGGUGUGAACGCCAUUUGUAACGUUGUCAGCCACACACCGAUGUGUGCGUGCACGAAUGGCUACACUGGGGAUCCGUUUACACAGUGUAUACCACAGAAAUUCGACGUUCAAGUACCCAGACCAGACCCUUGCACUCCAUCACCCUGUGGUGCAAACGCGAUAUGUCGAGUUCAACAGAAUUCGGCUUCCUGCUCUUGCCAGAACGACUACAUCGGUAACCCUUACGAAGGAUGCAGGCCAGAAUGUACCCUCAGUUCCGACUGUCCGUCCAAUCAAGCUUGCAUCAGAUCCAAGUGCAGAGACCCAUGUCCCGGCACUUGUGCUCAAAAUGCUCAGUGUUACGUGAUCAAUCACGCUGCUACUUGCAACUGCCCCGAAGGAUACACCGGUGAUCCGUUCUACCUCUGUACCCCUUUCUUAGAACAACAGCCUAAUGUAGCCAAUCCCUGCGAACCGUCACCUUGCGGACCCUACAGUCAAUGUAGAGAAUCGAACGGUCAAGCCACGUGUUCCUGCAUGCCAAAUUACAUUGGAACACCUCCUAAUUGCAGACCAGAGUGCAGCGUUAACUCUGACUGUCCUCUGAACCUUGCGUGCAGGAAUAAUAAGUGCGUUGAUCCUUGUCCCAACUCUUGCGGGCAACAGAGUACUUGUAGGGUGGUGAACCAUAGCCCUGUCUGCAGUUGCAAGCCAGGGUUCACUGGUGACCCGUUCACCUACUGCUUCUACAGUCCACCCGUUGCCGUGGUCGAAACACCGGUUGAUCCCUGCGUCAAUUCACCCUGCGGACCGAACUCGCAAUGUCGUAACAUCAACGGGUCACCUUCGUGUUCUUGCUCAGUCAAUUACAUCGGUGUCCCACCCAAUUGCCGUCCAGAGUGUGUUACUAAUACCGACUGCCCCAGAAGUCAGGCUUGCAUUCGCGAGAAGUGUCAGGAUCCUUGUCCUGGAUCUUGCGGUCUGAACAGUGUGUGCGCUGUUCACAAUCAUGUUCCGAUUUGUACUUGUCUGGAGGGAUACACGGGAGAUCCUUUCAAUAUUUGCCAGCUUAAACCAAUGCCUGUCGAGGAACCUGUGACAGACCCAUGCAGGCAAUCUUCUUGCGGUCCGAACGCUCAGUGCAACAAUGGUGUUUGCACUUGUUUACCCGAAUACUUCGGAGACCCCUACAUCGGUUGUCGCCCAGAAUGUGUUCUCAGUUCGGACUGCUCGGCAGACAAAGCGUGCAUAAGGAACAAGUGCGUUGAUCCUUGCCCAGGAGCUUGCGCUCAGAACGCCGUGUGCAAUGUCAUCAAUCACAUACCCAUGUGCAGUUGUCCCCCACAGACUAGCGGAAACGCCUUGGUUCUAUGCUCUCCCGUACGAGUUCCAACAACGACAAGACCGUGCAAUCCAUCCCCAUGCGGUCCCAACAGCAUAUGUAGGGAAGUGAACGAUCAAGCUGUGUGCACAUGUGCUCCAGAUUAUUUUGGAACACCACCUCUGUGUAGACCAGAAUGUACCAUUAGCUCAGACUGUCCUAAGAACCAGGCUUGCGUGAAUCAGAAAUGCAGAGAUCCGUGUCCAGGAACGUGCGGUGUUCAGGCGACGUGUCUUGUGGUGAACCAUAACCCCGUGUGCUCUUGCCCGGAACGGUUUACGGGAGAUCCGUUCAUCAGAUGCGAUAUGAUCAAAGAAGUAAUAGUGCCCACGAACCCUUGCCAACCGUCACCCUGCGGUCCAUACUCUCAGUGUCAGGUGAUCAAUGACAUUCCAUCCUGUACCUGUCUGCCCGAGUACCAAGGCAGCCCGCCCAACUGCAAACCCGAGUGCAUCUCAAACUCCGAGUGCCCCAGCCACCAAACGUGCGUUCGUCAAAAGUGCAGUGACCCUUGCCCGGGUCUCUGCGGGGAGAGUGCAGAAUGUCACGUGACGUACCACGUACCGAACUGCGUGUGCUCGAACGGUUUCACCGGCGACCCGUAUACCCGUUGUUCAGUAAUAAUUCGUGACCCGGAACCCUCACCCUGCGCCGAAGGUGUUUGCGGCACAAACGCGUUGUGCAGAGAACGGGACGGUGUCGGAAUUUGUUAUUGCCCCCCUGAAUACGUUGGCAAUCCUUACGUAGGCUGUAGACCCGAGUGCGUGAUUAACCCUGAUUGCCCGUCCAGCAAAACGUGUGUCAGAAACAAGUGCCAAGACCCUUGUCCUGGAACCUGUGGCCAGAAUGCCGAAUGCGCGGUCGUUAAUCACCAACCCCUCUGCAACUGUAGACCCGGCUUUACGGGCGACCCGUUUGUCGUGUGUACCAUGGACAUAAUAGUCCCGAAAGAGAACGUCUGUAGUCCAUCACCCUGCGGACCCAACAGCCAGUGCAAAGAGGUAUCAGGUCAGGCAGUGUGCUCGUGUCUACCCACCUACGUAGGCACUCCACCCGGUUGUAGACCCGAGUGCGUAUCUAGCUCCGAGUGCCCUACUCAACUCGCCUGCAAGGACUACAAAUGCGUGAACCCGUGCCCGAGCCCCUGCGGUCUGAACACCAAAUGCAUCGUGGUUAACCACAGUCCCAUCUGUAGUUGUAUGCCAGGAUAUAGCGGAGAUCCCUUCACGACCUGUACACCGAUACCACCUCCUAUGGUCCCUGGCCCGACGGAGAAAGACCCGUGCGUACCAUCUCCCUGCGGCAAUUUUGCCCAGUGCAGAAAUAUCCGUGGUUCGGCUGCCUGUAGCUGCUUAGGAGACUACAUCGGUCAACCACCUAACUGCAGACCCGAGUGCACGAUUAACUCCGAGUGUCAGAGUAACAUGGCGUGCAUUAACAUGAAAUGCAGAGAUCCGUGUCCUGGUUCUUGUGGCUCUGGCGCCGUUUGCGCGGUCGUUAACCACAUCCCCGUGUGCAACUGUCCCGAAGGUUUCACCGGCAAUCCGUUUACUGUCUGUCAGUUACUUCCAGCCAUACCCACUCCAGCACCGGUAGAAGACGAAUGUGCCCUGUCACCUUGCGGCCCCAACGCGGAGUGCUCGAACGGCGCUUGCGCGUGCUUGCCAGAGUUCCAAGGAAACCCGUACCUAGGAUGUCGACCCGAGUGUGUCCUAAACUCAGACUGCCCUCGAGACAGAGCCUGUUUGCGUAACAAGUGCAUGGACCCCUGUCCAGGAACCUGCGGCAUCGCUGCCGUUUGCACGGUUAUCAAUCACGUCCCGAUGUGCAGCUGCCCUGGAAACAUGACCGGAAACGCGUUCAGUCAGUGCACCCCUCUGCAAGACAUGACACCCGUCAAUCCGUGUAGCCCGACACCCUGCGGACCCAAUAGCGAGUGUCGCGUUGUGAACGGUCAAGCGGUUUGCUCGUGCAUCAGAGGAUACCUAGGAAGUCCACCCACCUGUAGACCCGAGUGCAUAGUGAGCACAGACUGCCCGCAAAACGAAGCGUGCAGUAACCAGAGGUGCAUCAAUCCCUGCCCCGGAACUUGCGGAAUCGGAGCCCAGUGCAACGUUGUCAACCAUAAUCCCAUAUGCAGUUGUCCGUUGAGUUUCACCGGUGACCCGUUUGUCCAAUGCAUCCCCAUCACGGAACAGCCUGUAGUAGACCCUUGCCAGCCAUCACCCUGCGGUCCGAACUCCCAGUGUCAGGUGAUCAACGACUCACCUUCGUGCUCCUGCAUGCCCGAAUUCACCGGCAGUCCACCCAAUUGCAGGCCAGAAUGCGUUAGCAACAGCGAAUGUCCUAGCCAGUUAGCGUGUAUCAAUCAGAAGUGCAAGGAUCCUUGCAUCGGAUCCUGCGGAGCGAGUGCUAACUGUUACGUUGUCAGUCACACCCCCAUGUGUACUUGCCUGAGUGGCUACACCGGUGAUCCGUUCACUCAGUGCAUCUUCAAAGAACCUACGAGCACACCCGUACCUGCCGAUCCCUGCAACCCAUCUCCUUGCGGAUCCAACGCCGUUUGCAAAGAACUGAACGGCGCAGGCUCGUGCACCUGCAUUUCCAAUUACAUCGGCAAUCCCUAUGAAGGAUGUCGACCGGAGUGUCUCUUGAAUACCGAUUGCCCUUCGAAUCAAGCUUGCAUGAACAACAGAUGUAGAGAUCCUUGUCCUGGAACCUGUGGUCGCAACGCGGAGUGUCACGUCAUCAAUCACUUACCGGUAUGCGAGUGCUACCCUAAACACACUGGCAAUGCUUUCGUUCUCUGUACACCCAUCCGACCAGAAAUUGAUCAAGCAAUCAGUCGUCCCUGUAAUCCAUCUCCGUGCGGACCUAACAGUCAGUGCAGAGCAAUCAACGGGCAAUCAGUUUGCUCGUGUUUGCCUGAAUUCAUAGGCAGCCCACCAGCUUGCAGACCCGAGUGCACGGUUAGCGCCGAGUGCGCCUCGAACUUGGCUUGUAUCAAUCAAAAGUGUAGCGACCCUUGUCCUGGAUCGUGCGGUUCGAAUACUAGGUGCGAAACGAUUAAUCACAGAGCCAUAUGCUCCUGUCAGCCAGGAUUCACCGGUGACCCGUUGGUUACCUGCUUCGAUAUACCAAUGGAUAAACCUGCACCCGUGCCAUCAUACGUGAACCCGUGCGCACCCUCUCCAUGCGGUCCCUACUCGGACUGUCGCAACAUAAAUGGCCAGGCUUCCUGUGCCUGCUUAGCAGACUACAUGGGAACCCCGCCAAAUUGUAGACCGGAGUGUAUAAGAAACUCAGACUGUCCAAGCAACCAGGCGUGCAUUCAGAAGAAGUGUCGUUACCCUUGCGAUGGUGUCUGCGGUGUGGGCGCUCAGUGCUCCGUGAUCAACCACACUCCAAUGUGUACUUGUCCCGACGGAUUCUCUGGCGAUCCUUUUGUUAGAUGCUCGUUUGCUCCAGUACAAGAAGAGAAACCCGUGGAUUCGUGUGUCAAUUGCGGUGCGAACACGCAAUGUGUGGAUGGAGUCUGCACCUGUUUGCCGGAGUACCAGGGAGACCCGUACUUGGGCUGUCGUCCGGAAUGCGUUCUGAACUCGGACUGUUCUAGAGACAGGGCGUGUAUUAAGAACAAAUGUAACAAUCCUUGCAAUGGAACUUGUGGUCAGAAUGCAGAGUGCUCCGUUGUUAAUCACAUUCCAGUCUGCACUUGCCCUCCGGGAACGUCCGGAAACGCGUUCGUAGUCUGUUCUCCUCUUCAAGUAUUAACACCCAAAGACCCGUGCAACCCGUCGCCUUGCGGACCCAAUAGUCAGUGCCGAAAGAUAAACGACCAAGCUGUUUGUUCAUGCAUUCCCGGCUACCUAGACACGCCACCAAAUUGUAGACCCGAGUGCAUCCUCAGUUCCGAUUGUCCGACAAACAUGGCCUGCAACAACCAGAAAUGCGUAGAUCCCUGUCCAGGCACUUGCGGUAUCAGAGCCGAGUGCGUGGUCGUCAACCACAACCCGAUUUGUAGCUGCCCUGCUGACCUCGUAGGCGAUCCCUUCUCGAUGUGCAUUAGAAAACCGGAAGAACCACAAGUUGUGAACCCGUGCGUCCCAUCACCGUGCGGUCCUAACAGUCGAUGCCAAGUAGUGAACAACUCGCCAUCUUGCUCGUGCUUGCCGGAAUUCCUUGGAUCCCCACCAAACUGCAAACCAGAGUGCAUCAGCAACAGCGAGUGCUCUACGCAUUUGGCCUGCAUCAACCGGAAGUGUCGUGACCCAUGCCCUGGUUCCUGUGGCGCGAAUGCGGAGUGUCGAGUGAUCAGUCACACGCCGAUGUGCGUUUGCUCUUACGGUUUCGUUGGUGAUCCGUUUAUACAAUGCGUUGCACGACCAGCUAUGGAGGACAAGGUAGAGAAACCCACCCCGUGCGUACCAUCACCCUGCGGGUCAAACGCAAUGUGUAACGAACUGAAUGGCGCCGCAGCCUGCAAAUGUCUUCCCGAUUACAUCGGCAAUCCCUACGAGGGCUGUCGACCCGAGUGUAUCAUCAAUUCCGACUGCACGGCCAAUCAGGCUUGCGUUAACUCCAAGUGUCAGAAUCCUUGUCCAGGAUUCUGUGGCUACAACGCAGUCUGCCAGGUUGUCAACCACGCUCCACUUUGCACUUGUCAGAUCGGUUACUCCGGUGACCCAUUCGUUCAAUGUAACAUCAUCCAAGAAGCACCGAAACCAGCUGACCCUUGCAGUCCCACGCCUUGCGGUCUGAACAGUCAAUGUCGCGUGUCCAAUGGACAGGCUAUUUGUUCCUGCUUGCCCACCUUCAUGGGAACCCCGCCAUUCUGUAAACCAGAGUGCACGGUCAGCUCAGACUGCGCCACGAAUCGCGCUUGCAAGAAUCGCAAAUGCGUUGACCCUUGUCCUGGAAUCUGCGGUAUUAACGCGAGGUGCGAGGCGAUUAACCAUAGUCCGAUUUGCAGCUGUAACGUGGGUCACACCGGUGAUCCGUUCGUGAGAUGCUUUAAACUUCAACCGAUGCCCGAAACUGUAAACCCUUGUGUUCCAUCACCGUGCGGUCCAUUCUCCGUGUGCCGUGUUCUCGGCAACGCGGAAUUGCCAAGUUGCUCGUGCAUGGACAACUACAUAGGAACUCCGCCCAACUGUCGACCAGAAUGCACCAUCGAUUCGGAAUGUACCAGCAACAGAGCUUGCCUGAGACAAAAGUGCACAGAUCCUUGCCCAGGAUCAUGUGGCACUGGAGCUCAGUGCUUAGUCGUGAACCACAUGGCCGUCUGUACAUGUCCCAAAGGAUACACCGGCGAUCCAUUCGUCAACUGUUUCUUAGAAUCACCUCCAUCUCCACCGGUUCCUCAAGACUCCUGCAAUCCCUCGCCAUGCGGGUCGAACGCGAUGUGUCGCAACGGCGUGUGUACUUGCCUGCCCGAAUAUCACGGUGACCCCUACUACGGAUGUCGUCCAGAAUGCGUCCAGAACCCAGACUGCCCACUCGACAGAGCUUGCAAUCGCAACAGGUGUUUCGACCCCUGCGCUGGCGCCUGCGGUCAGAACGCCGAGUGCGUGGUGAUCAAUCACACUCCCAUGUGCAAUUGUCCGGAUGGCAUGUCUGGAAACGCGUUCACCGCCUGUUACCCGGUCAAAGACCCAGUAGUAGUUGAACCUUGCAACCCGUCACCCUGCGGCCCCAACAGUAGAUGCCAGGACAUCGGCGGACAGGCAGUAUGUUCGUGCGCCCCAGGUUACAUCGGAAACCCUCCAGCCUGUCGUCCAGAGUGUCUCGUGAACAGCGAUUGUCCGUUGAACGAGGCGUGCGUGAAUCUGAAGUGUAGAGACCCCUGUCCUGGGUCCUGCGGAGUGUCAGCCCGGUGUCAAGUGGUGAACCACAACCCCAUUUGCAGUUGCCCUGCAGUGUUCACCGGCGAUCCGUUCGUGCGAUGCAUACCCAGACCGGAGGAACCUGUACAACCGACAAAUCCAUGUCAACCAUCACCGUGUGGACCCAACGCAGAUUGUCGAGUGAUCAAUAACUCUCCAUCCUGUUCCUGCAAGUCGGAGUUCAUUGGAACACCGCCAAAUUGCAGACCCGAAUGUGUCAGUAACAGCGAGUGCAGUAGCCAAUCGGCGUGCAUUAAUCGCAAAUGCAGAGACCCCUGUCCAGGUUCCUGUGGCGCGAAUGCGGAAUGUCAUGUUGUCAACCAUAUUCCAGCUUGUAGUUGCAUGAGGGAUUUUACGGGAGAUCCGUUCGUUCAGUGCACUGCCAAGCAACCGGAGCCAGUGAUUCCGGCACGACCCUGUCAGCCGUCCCCCUGCGGAGCUAACGCCAUUUGUCGAGAGCAAAAUGGCCUUACUUCCUGCACCUGUUUGCCCGAGUACGUCGGCAAUCCUUACGAAGGAUGUCGACCGGAAUGUACCAUUUCUUCGGACUGUCCCUCGCAGUUAUCUUGUAUCAGGUCUAAGUGCCAGAAUCCUUGCCCCGGUUCUUGCGGCGCCAACACCAACUGUCAGGUCGUUAACCACUUACCCGUGUGCACUUGCAUUCCGCAAUACACCGGUGACCCGUACGUCAAUUGCAUGUACAAGAUGCCAACACUCGACGAAGAGGAACGUGACGUGUGCAGUCCAUCACCUUGCGGCCCCAACAGCCAGUGCCAGAACGUCAAUGGCCAGGCCGUGUGCUCUUGCAUGCCUCAGUACAUAGGAACUCCGCCUAAUUGUAGACCAGAGUGCGUAGUGAACUCGGAGUGCAAUUCGAACCUCGCGUGUAUCAAUCAGAAGUGCAGAGAUCCCUGUCCUGGUACCUGCGGUCGCAACGCGCAAUGUAAAGUCGUUCAUCACAGUCCAAUUUGUAGCUGCGGAAACGGUAUGACGGGAGACCCAUUCGUGUUCUGUUUCUCUGCUCCAAUGCCUAAGCCAGAAGACCGGUACCCGAAAGACCCGUGCGUUCCAUCCCCUUGCGGUCCAAACGCGAUGUGCAAAGCUAUCGGAGACACCCCGGUUUGCACUUGUAUGAACAACUACAUCGGAGUACCUCCCAACUGUCGACCAGAAUGUUCCAUCAAUUCAGACUGCAUAGCGAACAGAGCUUGCAUUCGGGAGAAGUGUAGAGAUCCCUGCCCAGGCUCCUGUGGCAUUGCCGCUCAUUGCACGGUCGUGAACCACACGCCGGCUUGCACUUGUCCCGAAGGAUACACCGGUGAUCCUUUCACCAGCUGCUCUCCUACACCUUCAACGCCCAUAACGGAAGCCCCGUCAGACCCCUGCAACCCAUCACCGUGUGGACCAAACGCACAGUGCGACAACGGUGUUUGCACGUGCAUAUCCGGUUAUUUAGGCGACCCUUACGCUAUUUGCCGUCCCGAGUGCGUCAUAAACACAGACUGUUCCCGAAACGAGGCCUGCAUACUUCAUAGGUGUAGAAACCCGUGUGUAGGCACUUGUGGACUGAACGCCGAGUGCAAUGUCAUCAACCAUCUGCCUAUGUGUAGUUGUCCCAGAAACACCACGGGUAACGCGUUCUUGUCAUGUACCCCUGUGCAAGAAAUCAGCACCGUUGAUCCGUGCAACCCAUCUCCCUGCGGUCCGAACAGUCAUUGCCGCGCCACUAACGGUCAAGCUGUCUGCUCCUGUGUCACCGGAUUCAAAGGAUCUCCACCCUCCUGCAGACCAGAGUGCGUUGUCAGCUCUGACUGUCCACGAAACAGGGCUUGUAGUAACCAGAAAUGUAUCGAUCCCUGCCUGGGUGCUUGUGGACUGUCGGCACAAUGUUCCGUGAUUAACCACAACCCCGUUUGCAGCUGUUUCGAACAGUACACGGGUGACCCGUUCGUUCAGUGCAUUCCAUUCAGAAAAGAGCCAGAUGUCGUAGUAAAUCCUUGUCAGCCCUCACCCUGCGGUCCAAACGCCCUCUGUCAGGUCAUCAACAACUCUCCCUCGUGUUCUUGUCUACCCGAGUUCUUAGGAAGCCCACCAAACUGCAAACCCGAAUGCGUGAGCAAUACAGAAUGCCCGGCGCAGCAGGCUUGUAUCAAUCAGAAGUGCAGAGACCCUUGUCCUGGCUCGUGUGGCAGCAACACCGAGUGUAGAACCAUCAGCCACACUCCCAUGUGCACUUGUGCCCCUGGUUUCACCGGAAAUCCGUUCGUCCAGUGCACUCCUCGACCAAUCGAAGAAGCGCCACAGAAACCCAACCCAUGCCAGCCAUCUCCCUGCGCAGCUAACGCGGUCUGUCGCGAAUCUUAUGGCGCUGCCGUUUGUACUUGCUUACCCGAGUUCUACGGAAACCCAUACGAGAACUGCAGACCCGAGUGUCUCAUCAAUUCUGACUGUCCAUUUAACCGAGCGUGCAUAAGAAACAAGUGUCAAGAUCCCUGUCCUGGAACUUGUGGAUUCAAUGCCGUGUGUCAGGUCGUUAAUCACAUACCAGCUUGCAGCUGUCAGCUUGGGUACACCGGAGAUCCUUUCAGGUCUUGUGGGCUGCUCGAACAGCCUCCUGAAAAAAGUCCUACCAACCCUUGCGAGCCAUCGCCCUGCGGUCCAAACAGUCAGUGUCGUAACGUGAAUGGCCAGGCUACCUGUUCUUGCUUACCCACGUUCAAGGGCACUCCUCCAAGAUGCAGACCCGAGUGCGUAGUCAGCACAGAAUGUGUCAGUAACAUGGCCUGCGUGAACCAGAAGUGCGUUGACCCUUGUCCCGGUGUCUGCGGAAUAAGCGCCAGAUGCGAGACCUUCCACCACAGUCCCAUUUGUAGCUGUAGCCCGGGUCAAACUGGAGAUCCGUUUGUUAAAUGCUUCGACGUUGCCCCUACGGUUCCGUCUGUUCCUGUGAAUCCUUGCGUUCCAUCGCCCUGUGGACCAUUCUCGCAAUGUCAGGACAUAGGAGGUGUCCCGUCCUGUUCGUGUUUGCCGAAUUAUGUUGGGUCGGCUCCGAACUGCCGACCGGAGUGUUCCAUUAACUCUGAUUGCACCAGUGACAAAGCUUGUAUUAGGGAAAAGUGCAGGGACCCUUGUCCUGGAUCUUGCGGAGCUAACGCGUUGUGUAACGUGAUCAAUCACACACCGAUUUGCACCUGUCCCAGAGAUUACACGGGAGACCCCUUCACCAGUUGCCACCUAAUGCCCACUCCUAUUCUACCAGUACCAUCUGACCCAUGCAACCCCUCACCCUGUGGACCAAACGCGUUAUGUCGAAACGGAAUUUGUAGCUGCAUAAACGAAUACCAUGGCGAUCCUUAUCAAGGAUGUCGUCCCGAAUGCGUACAAAAUUCCGACUGUACCUACGACAGAGCUUGCUCCAACAACAAAUGCAUGAACCCCUGCACCGGAAUCUGUGGUCAGAACGCGGAGUGCACGGUCGUGAAUCACAUCCCCACCUGCAGUUGCGUAGGAAACCACGAAGGCGAUCCGUUCACCCUCUGUAAACCGAUCAGAAAACGCGUGAAACCCUGCGAGCCCUCACCCUGUGGACCAAACAGCUUCUGUCGCGAAUUCGGCGAGCAGGCAUCCUGUUCGUGUCUCCCUGGAUACCUUGGAACUCCACCCAGUUGCAGACCCGAGUGCCUCGUCAACUCUGACUGCGAACAGAGCAGAGCUUGCAUGAACGAGAAGUGCCAGAACCCGUGCGAAAACGCUUGCGGUCAGAACGCGUUGUGCGCCGUGCGCAACCACAACCCCAUUUGCAGCUGCCCCGUUCAGUAUUCGGGUGACCCGUUCGUCAGCUGCUUCCCUAUGAAACCGCAGUACGAGGAACCCAGCCAGGACCCAUGCAAACCCUCGCCGUGUGGACCAAACUCCCAAUGCACAGUGUCGCCAGAUAAUAAAGCCUCCUGUUCCUGUUUGCCCGAGUUCGUAGGCUCUCCUCCCGUCUGUAGACCCGAAUGUCUCGUGAACAGCGAGUGUCCCGGCAAUCAGGCUUGCGUUAGGCAGAGAUGUACCGACCCCUGCACAGGACUGUGCGGCACUAACGCUCUCUGCCAAGUUACCCUGCAUUACAUCCGUUGCGUGUGUCCCGAAGGAUACACCGGAGACCCGUUCACAGUUUGUUCCGUGAUCAACAUUACACCCGCGCCACCAACGCCAUCGAGACCGUGCAGUCCUUCACCUUGCGGCGUCAACGCGUACUGCAGAGAAAGGUACAACACCGCGUACUGCGAGUGUCUGCCCGAUUACAGAGGAAAUCCGUACGAAGGCUGUCAACCUGAAUGUUUGAUGAACACCGACUGUCCGAAAUCGCAAGCUUGCAUCAGGACCAAGUGCCAGGAUCCUUGUCCCGGCACUUGUGGAGUCGGAGCGAUCUGUGCGGUGUCCAACCACAUUCCUAUCUGCUCUUGUCCUGCUCUCACCAUCGGAGACGCCUUCACUCUUUGCCAAGCGGUUCCAGAAGUUCCAAAAGAGAGGGAUCCCUGCUCACCAUCGCCAUGUGGUCCAAACACCGUCUGCGACAAGGUCGGCGACACUGCAGUCUGCAAGUGUCUCCCUGGUCUGCUAGGAAUUCCAUCCAGCAUCACUGGCUGUCACCCAGAGUGCGUCAUCAGCUCUGACUGCCCAGGAGACAAGGCUUGCAUCAACAACAAAUGCAUCAACCCCUGCACGCAGAAUGUUUGUGGCAUCAAGGCCAUCUGCAAGGCGAUCAACCACAGCCCACUUUGCAGCUGCCCCUCUUCAUUGAUCGGCAAUCCCUUCGAAGAAUGCUACCCGAAAAUCGAAACCGAUCCUUGCAGCCCAUCUCCGUGCACCUACAACGGCGAGUGCAGAGUCAGGAACGGCGUCGCUGUCUGCAUUUAUCCAGAAUGUGUCAUCAACUCCGACUGUCCUCGAGACAAGGCCUGCUUCGCGCAGAAAUGCAGAGAUCCUUGCAUCGGUGCCUGCGGAAUCAAUUCGCUAUGUCAAACGGUCAACCAUAAGCCCGUCUGCUCGUGUCCCUCUGGUUUCACUGGCAACGCUAGGAUCCAGUGCACGAUACCCGUGGUCGAAGAACCGAUACCGGAGUGCACUCAGAAUUCUGAAUGCCCGAACGAUAAGACUUGUUAUAAUCAGAAAUGCGUCGAUCCUUGCACUCUUGAUUCCUGCGGCUACAAUAGUCGGUGUCACGUGCAACUGCAUAGGGCUGUUUGCGUCUGCAACGAAGGAUUCACUGGCAACCCUCAACAGUUCUGUCGCGAGAACCACAUUCCUAUCUGCUCUUGUCCUGCUCUCACCAUCGGAGACGCCUUCACUCUUUGCCAAGCGGUUCCAGAAGUUCCAAAAGAGAGGGAUCCCUGCUCACCAUCGCCAUGUGGUCCAAACACCGUCUGCGACAAGGUCGGCGACACUGCAGUCUGCAAGUGUCUCCCUGGUCUGCUAGGAAUUCCAUCCAGCAUCACUGGCUGUCACCCAGAGUGCGUCAUCAGCUCUGACUGCCCAGGAGACAAGGCUUGCAUCAACAACAAAUGCAUCAACCCCUGCACGCAGAAUGUUUGUGGCAUCAAGGCCAUCUGCAAGGCGAUCAACCACAGCCCACUUUGCAGCUGCCCCUCUUCAUUGAUCGGCAAUCCCUUCGAAGAAUGCUACCCGAAAAUCGAAACCGAUCCUUGCAGCCCAUCUCCGUGCACCUACAACGGCGAGUGCAGAGUCAGGAACGGCGUCGCUGUCUGCAUUUAUCCAGAAUGUGUCAUCAACUCCGACUGUCCUCGAGACAAGGCCUGCUUCGCGCAGAAAUGCAGAGAUCCUUGCAUCGGUGCCUGCGGAAUCAAUUCGCUAUGUCAAACGGUCAACCAUAAGCCCGUCUGCUCGUGUCCCUCUGGUUUCACUGGCAACGCUAGGAUCCAGUGCACGAUACCCGUGGUCGAAGAACCGAUACCGGAGUGCACUCAGAAUUCUGAAUGCCCGAACGAUAAGACUUGUUAUAAUCAGAAAUGCGUCGAUCCUUGCACUCUUGAUUCCUGCGGCUACAAUAGUCGGUGUCACGUGCAACUGCAUAGGGCUGUUUGCGUCUGCAACGAAGGAUUCACUGGCAACCCUCAACAGUUCUGUCGCGAGAUUGGAUGUCGCGGUGACAGCGAUUGUCCACUGACCCAAUCGUGCAUCAACAACGAGUGCGUGGACGCCUGCUCGGUGACACAAUGUGGCAUCAACGCGCUGUGUUCGUCCGACGGGUACCACAGACCACGGUGCUACUGUCCCGAAGGAUACCUGGGUAAUCCAUAUCAGAGAUGCGAAAGAGCAGAGUGCACCAACGACAACGACUGUCCAUCUUCGUUGGCGUGUCGCGACCUGAAAUGCGUGAAUCCUUGUAAUUGCCCACUCUCGGCUCAGUGCUUCGUCAUCAAUCAUCGUCCUACGUGUCGCUGCCCUCCGGGCUACACCGGUGAUCCUUAUAAAUCCUGUCUGAUGGAACCGAUAGAACCACAGCCUCAGUGUCAGGUGGACGGAGACUGUCCCAGCAAACUGGGUUGCUUCGGUGGCGUCUGUAAAGAUCCAUGUAUCGAAACGAAACCUUGCAUCGCUGGCGCGAAAUGUUCCGUUGUGGACACUUUGCCUAUGAGAACUAUGAUCUGCGAAUGUCUGCCAAAUUUCGCUGGCGACGCGACUGUAGCUUGCAUUCCGGUGGACAAACAAAUUGAAGCGAUCUGCAAAGCUGACUCCGAGUGCACCUCCAAUCUGGCUUGUUUGAACGAACAGUGUAUCAACCCGUGCAUCAUCAGUCCUUGUGCAUCCAAUGCAGAGUGCUCGGUUCAAGAUCAUUAUCGUCAGUGUCACUGUUCUCGAGGGACGACCGGUGAUCCGUUCGUUAAUUGCUACAGAGACACUGACUCAUUCCCGGAGUGCACAAGGAAUUCCGACUGCGUCUCCAGCGAGGCUUGCAUAAACCAACUAUGUCAAAAUCCAUGUGUCAGCACCCAAUGUGGACUGAACGCAGAGUGCGUCACCGUCAAUCACCAUCCAACCUGUCACUGCCAACAGAACUAUGCCGGUGAUCCCCAAGUGCAAUGUUUCAAACCCGAGUGCAAAGCAGACAGCGACUGUCCCGAUGACAAGACCUGUCUGAGCGACAACUGUGUCACUCCAUGUCUGGUGGGAGACAUUGCCUGCGGUCGUGGUGCAGAGUGCAUCGCGGUUUCGCACAGGGCGCAAUGCGUUUGCCCCCGAGGCACCCAGGGUGACCCUCGAAUCGCUUGCAUUUCUGCGGUGUGCCAUUAUAACGAAGACUGUGCUGAUCACGAAGCUUGCGACAGGUUGAACAGAGUUUGUCGACCUGUUUGCGAGGACGAUACCUGUGCUGAGACCGCGGAGUGCGUUGCUAGGAACCAUCAACCGAAGUGCAAUUGUCCUGCGGGAACUGUGGGAAACGCUUACGUCGAGUGCACUGGUGUGCCCGUCGAUGUGGAGUGCAGAGAGGACAGCGAAUGUUCAGCAUACUUGGCGUGCAUCAACGCAAAAUGCCAAGAUCCUUGCCUGUCCUUGAACAUGUGCUCUGGAGACCAACAAUGCAAAGUAUUGAACACGGUACCGCUUCGAACGAUGAUCUGCACCUGUCCACCAAAUACCAUCACCGACAUCAAUGGACUGUGCAAGAAGAUCGUGCUAGCGGACGUCAAGUGUCACCAAGAUCAAGACUGCAACGACUCUGAUAAAUGCAUCGAUGGAACAUGCAUCGAAGCCUGCCUCACCACCCAGUGUGGCCUGAACGCUCAAUGUAAAUCUACGUCCCACACAGGAAUCUGCCAGUGCUCGCCUGAAUUUACUGGCAACGCCUACAUCGAGUGCAUCAGAUUCCCUGUAAUACCACUGCCACCAAUUCGCCCAGAAUGCUACGCCAACAGCGAAUGUUCGACUGACAAACAGUGCAUCAACUCUCUUUGCGUGAAUCCAUGUGUUGCUGAAGACACGUGUGGCAGGAACGCGUUGUGUCACGUGGAUAACCAUACUCCGAUAUGCAGGUGUCCUGCUAACUACGUCGGUGAUUCCAGACUCAAUUGUGUACCACCGGAAAUUAUGGCUGAAUGUACCUCGAACAGCGACUGCGCGGGCAAUGCUGCCUGUGUCAACAACUUGUGCAUCAAUCCGUGCAAUUGCGGUCCAAAUGCAAGGUGCAACGUCGUCGAUCACUACCCAUCCUGCUCCUGCUCACCCGGUUAUUCUGGAAAUCCUCAGUUGGGUUGCUUCAAACGUAAGUCACCAUAAUAUCUGUUUCUUUUGAUAUAUCUUGGUAUUAUAAUUAUUGGUAUUAUUGA
This is a messenger RNA of Megachile rotundata (alfalfa leafcutting bee), 52043 nucleotides long. RefSeq names its product fibrillin-like protein dumpy (gene dpy). NCBI's taxonomy places the organism in Eukaryota, Metazoa, Arthropoda, Insecta, Hymenoptera, Megachilidae. Gene Ontology annotation, cellular component: nucleus. Gene Ontology annotation, molecular function: zinc ion binding; calcium ion binding. The record is from RefSeq and is a predicted model, not a curated record.